Molecule: messenger RNA, 56187 nt
Organism: Xyrichtys novacula (pearly razorfish)
Lineage: Eukaryota; Metazoa; Chordata; Actinopteri; Labriformes; Labridae
Source: the annotation of a GenBank genome assembly
UUUUGCUGCAGGAAAUGACACUGAGGUAAAUAGUCUACAACUUUGCAAGGUUUGACCACAUGUACUUGCUUUCUUGAGACACUUUUACCGAGGACGAGCUCAGUGAGGGCCGUCAUGAUUUAUUUUAGUGUUGUCUUCAUUUGUUUACUAAGCACUCAACCCAGUAAGUUUUCUUAAUGUGUUUUUCAACCAACCAAACUCCUUCGAGAUUUAAGAAACUUACACUUUAUCUUCAUUGAAGAUGAUGUAGUUUUCUUUUCAUGUUACUUUCUGUGUCCACUUUUUAAACCUGAUUUCUAAAUCCAUCAUUUUCACAGAUAGUAGGGGAGACCGGGGCUUGUUGUCACACUUUUUACACUCUUAUCUAUUUCUUGGUAUCAAUAUAUCAUAUAUAUACAAAAUGUGUACCAGAUGAAAAACCAGAGUAUCAGGUAUAUAUUUUGUAUUUAUGUCAUUUUCAUAUCUUGUGUCAGUGCAGUUAUAAGCAAUCAAAUAGAGAGUGUGAACAUGUGACAUGUUGCCCCACAAUCGGGUAAGUUGUCUCACUACAUGGGGUAAGGUGUCACAGUUGAUUUUAGAGCUAAUAAAACAAGGACAUAAUUAUUGCUGUUCUCAUUUUUUUACUUGAAAGUGUCACAGUUGUCACAUGUUGAGCCAUGUCACUGAGCCACAAAAAAUCAUGGAACAAACGUUCACAUAAAAUAUUACGCCACAGUUUUUCUUUCGAAAUUCCUGACCAUGUGUUCUCGCUUUCUCCUCUCCUUUAAACCACUCUUUUUUCUGUAAAGAUUAAGCCAAAGUUUCAAUAUGACACCUGCUGAUAAGCACACUCUCUAUGUUAAUUUUUAACCAUUUUAAACAUGUGACAGCAAAGCUCAAAAUGACUGGGACAUGUUGCCCCAAACUACCUUGUCUGCUAAUUAAAGCUCUAGCUUAAAACUGAACAAUGACUGAGGUUUGAGAGGAUGCCUUAAUCUGUCCUCUAACAAGUCUACACGUAUCACUGCUAGGAUUUUUAUCUGGAAGAAGUUUAUUUUAAAAUAUAUAAAGUUAAAAUGUUUUACUGUGAGUUGUGCAAAAUGGUUUAUUGGCGCUCAUCUCAGCUCACAAUGUGCUCUUCUCUUCUCAGUCAGGACAAUACCCCUAACCAUGUAAAGGAAGAAAACUAGUAUUCCACUUUUUAGUUGCGCCCCCUGGUGCCAAAGAUAAUUGCAAUGUGACAACUUACCCAUGUGACAACAAGCCCUGGUCUUCCCUAUUCCAUAUUGGAAGGCUGAAUCAGGUCUUAAAAUGUUUUCCCUCAUCAUUAGACCAUCACGACUUCACAAGUGUCACCCAAAUUCUGAUUUGUAUCAGUAACAUGAGUUCUCACUGCAUUUAGCUAUCAUGAAAUAAAACUAAAGAAGCCAUUAAACAUAACUGAUGGCUUAGAGUAGCCUUUGUCCUCACUUUAUUUUCAAUGCGGUGUUGUGGUAUGAUAUAGGUUGAUGCUGUAAACUCUGCUAAUGUAACAAAAUUGUCUCUUAACCACUCUGAAUAAUAAUAGUAUUAAUAAUAAAAAACAAAUGCUGAUAUUUUACACAUAAGUUCUGCUGUCACACAAGGCAUUAGAGCUUGAGCCAGACUAAAAGCUUCAUCCAUUAUUCAUCACUCUUCCAUAUUCAUUUUAUGACCCCUACUUUUGAAAUUUUCAGAUCCAGCCGGUUCAUCACAGCUAAAUUGUAGUUUCUGCUCACAGGAGAAAGACUGCAUAUGAGUCCUGCACAUAAAGUGAGUGUACAUUUUAGUUUAAGUUUAAAUAUUAAGUAAUCCCUUAGUGGAAAAUGUUCUUCGCUGCAUGAUGUAGUAAAGAUAUGAAGUCUUAUUCUCACGUUUCUUUUUUACUUUUGAAUACUUACAUUUUUGUGUCUCAUUUUUAUUAUUUCUGUAUAGUGUCGGUACCAGUGGAGAUGUUUUAGCUCUUUCGGUUCAGAUACAAACUCUUGAAAAGUUGAGGAACUCUGCGUCUCUGUACAGAUGCAGUGUACAGCUAAUGUUUUACCUAUGUACAUCGUGAAACUUUGUGGUUUGAAUUAGUCAUGUUCAUGUUGUUUUUGUCGAUUUGUAUUGACUUUAAUGUGGUUUUUGUCAAUUGUUUUGUGCAAAAUUGUGUUUCAAGGCUUUGCACUUUAAACGGAUGUCCGGUCUGUGGUUCAGCUGAACUACAAAAGAACCAGCACUGUGUGGCAGCAGGUGCAGAAAAGACUAAAGCUCUUCCAUAUGGGCAGAUGGAGACUUUACCAGGGAUAAAAAGUUCUAGAGGUAUGAAACACAUGUUUUUUGAUCAUGAAAUAUUCUUUGACUUUAUUUAUUAAAGAAUCACUGAAUUAUCUUUGUUUUUGAUGUGGUGAUUAAAAAGAAAAAAAACCUUUCGAUUUUACCUUUUUUUCCCGCAGCAAAGACAAAAUGCCUGAUAUCAGAGAGACAUGACAAGGAAGAUGGGGUGAGUACUAUCGCUUCAGAGUUGGGUGCAUUUUGCCAUCUGGUUGUUCACUUUCUCGCAACAUUCCCUGUUGUUCAUGGCUGUAACACCUUGGUAGUAUCACAGUUGAACAGCAUAUCUUUGCACACACAGCAUUUCAAUUAACAUUUCCCAUGAGCGAGACUUGUUGUAGGGGGUGCAAUUCGUUAUGAAACAGCGCUAUCAUCCAUCACUGUCUGCAGGAGGCAUUGAGUUACCUUUGCUUUCCACUUUGAUGGGUAAUCCCCACAGAGACAGGCUGGCCCACUUGAUCAAGUGCAGUGAGCCUCAUAGACAGAUCAUAUGCACCGGGGGGGACUUCACUGACUGAAAACAAAAAAAAAAAUCUCUUAUUCAAACCAGAACCGGGACAAUUUGUAUUGUGAUUAAGUAGACAGUGAAGUGCCUUGAAUCCAUAUGAGGAUCACGCUGCUGCGGGCCCCAAGCUGAACACCAAAUCACACAGUGAAGAUGAGAACAUGCCCACUCAGCAGGUUGAGGUGGCUAUGGGGCCCCCCAGUGAGAGCUGUGUCUGACAUCUGAUUCUUCUAACCAUGAAAGAUGACAAUACUGUGACAGGUGUCAAUUUUUUCAGAUGGAGAAAAAUGCACCAAGGACUGAGCUCUGGCUGGAGCUGUUGUGGCUGAGUUUACAUUCAAGAGAUGAGGCCGAUAUUUAUAAGUGAUAGAAAAGAUACAUAUUGUGACUCAUGUUUACAACUUUUUUUCUAAAUUGUUAUUAUUUAAGACAUAAAACAAUAGAUGGAAGCCAUACAGUUCAUAAAAUCUGUGACUUUGGCUCCAGUCUUCAGGAGGAAAAUCUGAAUCAACUUCUCCUUUGCCAUUUCACUUAUUACCAUAAGGUGGAGACAGAGACAGAGCUAUGGCUGUGUUUUGCAUCCACUUGCUUAUUGUGGUAUUACUCAUUCAGUGGACAUGAUACUCCCACAUUUCACUCGCUCUGCCUCUAUGCCUGAUCCCUCAUGAAUUUGUAAACAUGGUUUGACUGGUUAAUAAGGACCUUUCUGAGGGGAAAGAUACAUGUGACAAAAAUCACCCACUCUGUCUUGAUCUGUCAGCUGUUAAGCUUACUGAUUAUACAUACAUUUAUAGGGUCAUGUCCGUCAUUAAUUUCAGUUUGACCUCACAAAACAACAGCAGUCUGGUUUGAAAUGCCUGUAAAAAGAUCCUUUAAAAAUGCCCACUCGGGCUGUGUAAAAUGUAACCUUGCUCUCGCAACCUGGGAAACAGUGUCUGUCCUCUCUUGUGCUGCCCUGUCUGCACAGGCGGUGCAGUGUUUCUGCACUGCUGAAUGGGACAUCUGGUGUGGAGCAGACGCUUCAGUCUAAACUGACGUCUCUGCAGAGUGUUGGACUGAAACUCUCCAGCACAUUGUGUUCCCAUUGAAAGCAUGCAUAUAUGCUGAGUUAGGUGUUCACAGACAUGAUGAGGGGGAAACUCUCAAAGUAGACAUCGCAUACAGAGAAGAUUAAUAGAGGGAGGAGGAAUGUGAAGAGAGGGGAUAAUGAUGUGCAUCAAAGCAGAGUACUUUCAUAUAGAGUGACGAUGAUAAGCAAUGCAAUUGACCACUCACAUAGUGGCUCAAGUUUUGUGCUUUUAUGACACAAGUUUUAAAACAUACAAACUGGAAACCUCAUUUAUAAAAAUCGUUUCCAGCCCUGUUUGGAUCAGCAGCUGAAAAAAUGAAGAAUGAUUAAAAAAAUAUUAGGUGAAUUGGCCUUAUUUCAAGUAAAAAUACUGAGAAGAGAGAAAAAAAAUCAAAGUUGAGAGACAGAAACAGGUCUAAGUCACAAAAACUGUUGCCUACAAUAGAGAAAUCUGUAAAAAUUUCAGUCCAAACUUUGUGUUCCAGACUCUUUUAAUGACAAACAAAAAUUUUAAAAUCAAAUGAAUAAUUUUCAUUUCCAACUAAAAUUUGAUUUAACAGUUGUUUAUUUACAUAAGGCCUGUUCAGAGCUACUUCAUGGUUUCCAAACCACCUCUGGUUCCUGAUCUGUAGACAAAAGCACAGUUCAAAUGUUUCAUACAGACCAUAGGGACCAUGUCAGAUGGUUGAAAGAGUCAAAAUAUGUUCUAUUUUACACUGAUGGGAACUUUUCAUAGCACUCUCCACCAUCAGUGCAUGAAUGAGGUGUAAAUGAGUGAACGUGGCAGGUAUUGUAAUCACGCUUGAGUGGUCUAGAAAAGUGCUGUACGAGAAAGGUGCAUUUACAUUCACCAUAUACCCUGUCAAGAUCCCAAUCGCCAUAACAACCAGCUGACAAUACAUUAUCCCUACAGGAUACAGGACACCAGAUAAUGUAAAAUUUUCACCUCUUGUUAGUAUGUAUAUGUGAACAGAUUGCAUGGUAGAUUCUAACCUUACACAGCAGUACAGCGUUUAACUGCAUUUGAAACCUUCACCCUGAGCGUGCAAACAGAGGGCAGUGUGUGGUCACUGUGUGAAUGUGGUGAAUUUUUCUAUAGAUGUAUUUUACACUGAGCAUCCCUGAAAAAAUCUGCCCAGAAAGGCUGACUAAACCUUUAAAAUCUGCUCCCCCUGACAUCACUGCUGCUCUGCUCUUCCCUACUGUUCAAGGAUGAUGUCACUGGGAAGAGGAAGUAGCAAUGCCCUGUGGAAAACUACACCCCCCCCCACACACACACACACAUCCCCCACCACCCUCCCCUUUACUUGCUGCUGCCAGCGUGUCUGCUCACUGAGGACCCGGCCCUGGGAGUGGCUCCUACUGAUACCACAUCCCGCAUGGCUGGAGGCUGGUCGGUCCAAUUGGUUGGGACCCCGGUUUUUCCCCUGGCUAUCAUAUCUCUGUGUCCUCUUGUUGACUCCUGUUCUCUGCCACUUGAGAGGGCCACAGAUUACUUGCUGCUCGGUCCCCCUGAGCCCCCUUCACACUAACUCUAACACUCUCUCUCUCUUGGUCUCUCUCUUUCUCUGGGGCCUCCCGAUACACACAGUUGUCUGCUCCCACAGGACACAGAACUGUAGAUAUGUAAUGCAGAACGAGAGUCGAGAUGACCUCAGCUUUUCCAUCGCCAGUGUUUCCAGUUCUGCUGCCUCUCGCACUGUACUCUCCUGGCUCUGAGGCGCCCCUCGUCCUCUGCUUUCACCUCCCAGAGUGAGACAGCCUUGAUUUAAGUAUGUUGAUUUAAAUAAGAUCUAUUUACAUCUCACCAGCAGGCUGUAAAUAUGCCAAACAAGCUGUUCAAUUUUUGAUUGCCCAGAUGUAUUUUGAUUCUGAACUUCACCGUGAAGAUGUUUUGCAUCAGUCACACGCGAACGAGGUUGCGGAUCUGAAUUAACAGCUUACCGCAGUGACAGUGCCACUGCUCUUCUCCCUUUGAUCUCAUGCGGUUGUGUGGACACAUCAGCUCUAGAGUAUGAACUCUGUUUCAACUCUUUUUUUUUUUUUUGCGCUGAAUAUACAAGGCGAACUUCACUCCUCUUUUGUUGUUUUAUUCCUCUCCCAUGGCCCACCAACGGGCUGUAGAAAUUCAAAAGAAUAUCAACAGACUUUGCCUCCGCAUUAAAGAAAGCAAACAAGUGAAGAAACAACGCGGCUUCUCCCCAGAGUCCAUGUUAGUGAGCUUGCAAACACCAUUGCCAGAAGUGUAUUCUGGUGGAAGACUUGAGAUCACUACACUAUCCCCCAAGCCAGCCCAGGGAUCCAGCCAGGCAGCUGCAGCAAAGAGUGCUGUAGCUGAGGAGAAACAUGAAGUCUGCUCUCUCGCCCUCCCUGUGUCUGUGUCUCUCAUUCUCUGCGAGGGAGACAUACCUCACCUCGCUACCUACAGAGGGGGAUGAGGAGCCUGUGAGGAGAAAAUUGCCUUUUGUGGAAGCAUUAAUUCAGAUGUGUACCCUGCUGUCUGAACAUCACUCUGAACUCUCCCCACUACUCUCUCUCUCUCUUCCUCUCCCGCCAUGCAACUCACUCCCAGCCCUCUUUCUUUUCCUCCCCUCUUCAUCAAUAACCUUCUGCUGUCUACGGCUGAAGAAUAACUUAUUCCCUGCGACUCCCUCCCUUUCCCUUUAAGCUUGUUUGGAUUUUCAUUGUUUGAUCUGGCUUGAUAAAUAAGACAAAUGCAGUUAGAAAUUCAUGGCUGCCCCAUUUCAUCAAUAAAUGAUUAGUUUGCCACGCUCCCCGGUGAUUGAUAGGUUUUGCACGGGAUGUAUUGGAACCAGAUGAAUUCAAUACAGUAGGAGUCGCAGGGGAGCUACAAAGCAUAUCAGCUCAUGAAAAAUUGAGGUCAACGGAAAAAUGUAUAAAGAAAAAAAAAACAUUGAAAACAGAAGGGGAACAAGUUCUUGCCCUGCUGUGUUUUGUCUGUUUUUUGUUUCUUUUUUUCCUCUUUACAAAACAACAACAAAAAAGUCAAUGAUGAAUCACAGAGUAAACUGAGGAAAUGCGCCUUAAUCUGUGCCCCCUGUUUUCUCCUCUCUUUUGUCUCUUCAUGUAGUUUGCUCACACAGGCUUUAGAGAAGACCUUGAGCACACAGCCAGGGGCCACAUGGAGAAACACACAGCCAAGCCGGCGAGAACCAAACAACAGAGGCAGGUGUCCAGGACCCUGGUUCUCUCCCAACAGGGGGUAAGCAGGGCAAUUCUAUAGAAAUAGCUCUCUUUCCUCCUACCCCCCUUUUCCUCAUAGCAGGUCCCCUUUUUGCUCUAGCUUUUCCUCUAUGCCAAUAUGAAAAAAAACAAAACAAAACAGUCGUCUUUAGAUGUAGAAUGUAUAUGCAUGCAUGUGUUUGAGCAGGACAACCUUUGGGCACACAUAUGGGCAAAUUCCCCCCAAAAAAUCUGGGUCCAAGAGUUUUUUGUUUUGCUUUUUUUUUUUUAAAACAAAACUCACAUUUGGCAGGUGAGGGAGCUUUCUUUGGAUCCUCAACUUGUUCUUUCAAGUCCAAACAGAACACAGCUCCCCCCCUUGCUCUUUGAAAGAAACACUGUGAAUAUUAAACAGAACAAGACUUCAAACACAAAUCAACGGAGCUUAAAUCAUAGAUGAAUUCUUAUCAGGCCAUUUUGUUGAAUAUAUAUCCAGAAAGCCCUGUUAACUGCGUGGGGGGAAAACAAAAUGCCCUCAUUUGCUACUCAUGUGUGGAUAAAAAUGGUAAUAAGUUAUUAAUCACUAAUGACGCCUACAAUAGAACAUAAAAGUGACAAAAUGCAGCUUUGGAUUGAUGGGUUUGAACAUUCAAGCAGUGGCGUUGUUUAAAAGCGACACUGUGUUAAUCAUUGAUACUCAGUAAUUGAGCGUUUGCUUUCUAAGUCCAGUUUUUUUUUUUUUUUUUUCAGUAUCAGUCAUUUUGUUGGUGUUUGUUUGACCAUCUGUGCUCUCUUAAUACUUAACUUGAAAACUUAUCCACUACUAAAUGUAACCUAACACGACAGGGUGACACAAUAACAACAAUAUUUCAGUGCGUUUAGGGUGACCAUACGCCCUCUUUUACCAGGACAUGACCUCUCUUUUCGGGGUUUGGCCGGCUUUGUCCGGUGGAGUUUAUAAAAUCCUUCAAAUGUCCGAGGUUUUGUAUGGAAGUUUUGAGUUUGUGUCCCAUGGACUUACUGAGCUAGCAACACGUAAAAAACACUUGAUCCAACCCGAAAAACUCUCAAAAUUAUCUAUGCGUGACUCCGUGACUCCACCCCGUCGUCGCGUCCUCUUUUUGGGGAUUCAGAAUAUGGUCACCCUAAGGGCUUUGCUCUUGAAAAGACUCCAACAGGACAUUGCCACAGUGCUGUGUUCCUUUUUCUUUAUGAGGGUACUUUGCCAGUUUCGAAACAUAUACGAAAGAGGUUCAUUCGGCCUGUUUACGAUGAACUUAUAAGACGGUUCAUCUAAAAAGGCCAGAAAGGUAAAAAAACGUUUUGUACCUGACAAGUUUUGGCUACGUUACCUCUGCAGCCUCUGCCAUCCCACCAUCUAAGGUGGGAUGGCAAAACCAUGUAACUCAUUACAGACAACGUCGCAACCAACAUCACGUGACACCUCUGAUGACGGCUGCAGAGGCAAAGUAGCUGAAACUUUUUAGGCACAAAACUUUUUUCCCCGUUUUGGUCUUUUUAGAUGAACCGUCUUAUAAAGUUUUGACGCAUGUUCAAACUUUUGAGCGUAAGAAAGCCCCCCAAAACUUCUGCUUCAGCAGCCUUAACUGGGACAACAGUAAGAAACAGUGUGAGUUCUCAAAUGCAUUCAGAGAGAUGUUAGGCAAAACUUUGUUCGAGAGAUGGUUCCACUUAGCUUGGUAAUGCAGCACUAAAACCAGAAUAAAUCAAGAAAUAUGAAAAAGUAUAUAUUACCUUAGUGCCUCUUCUCCUGGUCGAUAGAGCCUUUGCACCGGACUAAAUCACUGCGAGGGAAUUGCAGCUCUCUUUGUACCUUUUUAUACUCCUACAUAUUCUCACAACAGCGCUAAAGGAAAAGGUGAUGCUCACAAAUCUUCAAACUCCCCAUCCUGGCGUGAUUUCUUAGCAGUGUUUAUGACCUGGUGCAGGACAAGAGCCUCCUAGUUCUUCCAUCAUUUUCAUUUUUUUUUUUUAACCAUCAAGAAAGAGAUCCGAAAGUUCUGCUCGACUACAAACUUAAUGGCCUCAGGAUGUUUUGAAGCCGUGUAAUUGCCUCUUUGAGCUAAACCCAUUAGCCACUUAUAUUUUCUAUACUUUGUUCCUUUGUCGUAUCACUGAUUUUAAAUCUAAUAUUCAAAUGGAGUUUCUUUUGGCUAUUGAAGUAGGCUCAAACUCGACAGAGUGUUUAAUUAUUCACAUUGCAGCCUGUAUCUGAUCCAGCAGCUGAAGAAAAAAAAAAAAAAGAGAGGAGGACUACAAAAAGGGAGUUAAUUUACAAGGGAACAACAACAGUGUGACGCUGCUGUAUAAGCAAUUCCCCCCACAUGCAUCAAGUGCAACCUGUCACUGUCAGGAGCUAACCCCAGACUGGAAGUUCACGCUGGCUGGCCAUAUUUGUGGCAGGGCAGCUGUGGCUCUCUGUGGCCUUUUUGUCUGAGGGACCGCUCUAAAUAAAUAAAUGGCUUGACAGCAACAUUGAUCUCUCGCAAAGUUGGACAGGGGAAAGCAAAGGGAGAGGACAGGAGGGCAGUGAGGGAUGAAGGGGCAAAGAGACUGAGAGAGAAAGAGAGAGAGAACAAGUGUGCUGUAGAAUAAGGCGGUGACUGUCACCAGAUGAGGUAAUUGUGAUUAAUCACUUUUUUUCCCUCAGAGGGCCGCGUGUUCGAUACAUGAAACAAAAGAAAGUGAGACGGAGGGAGCGGAAGAAGUGCCGGAAGACAGACGGUUAAAGGUGGACCUGCCAAUUGAUUGGGUAAAACACAAGUACUGCAGCCGGAUGAGGUCUUUAGCAUACAAUCUUUGAAGAGCAUGGACCUGUGUACCAGACAGGAAGACAGAAUUGAUUUCAGUCUAAAAACACCAGUAUUAACAUCACCUCACAUAAACACAAGCCACCCGGCUGGUUGCUGACUCCUUUACCUUAACUGCAAGUCUGCAACUGCACUUUUUUUUGUCAGUGAAGAGCAAAAGUUGAGUCGAAAAGUUGAUGAACACCACAAAAAAGUUUGCAUUUGAUGUAAAAUGUAUGGGUUAGAUGGGAAAAGGUGUCUGCUGCUAUGACAUCCUCUCCCCGUUUUUCCUCCCACUAAGCUCCCUGUGUGUUUUUCAGCUUCAAAAAGAAUUGAGAAUAAACUCCCACUCCUCCUAAUAUUAUUUUUUUUCUGCCAGAAUAAGGCUCACGACUGCUCAGCAGAACAAGUUACAUAAAUAUAUAAAUAUUUAGCAAAAUCAAUACAGCAGUACAGUACAGUCAAAGCCAAGGGGGAUCUUGUUUUCUCCCCGCCUGCAGGUUGAGGCCAAGACAGUCGACGAGGAGGAUGAGAGUUGCUGUGCGAGUCCCUGCAAGGCCUCCCUCCGUGAUUCAGACGCCCUGUGUCUGCAGAGGUCUUUGUCUGCAGGUUCCAGAAAGGAUGUAAGUACCCUUAUUAUGAGUUCCAUGUAGUUACUUCCUCAUGUUUAGUUCAUUUUUACUUUAUUAUUAAGUGCAAUUUUUUCAUUUGCUUUGGGAUAAGGUCACAUAAAAAAAAAUGGUCUAACCAGCAAUUAUGGUAAUCACCAUUUUCCAUAAUUGCAAGACCGUCAAAUAGACCUGCUCCCAGCAACUAUACUUAUGUCCUCUGUGUGUGUGCAACCUGUUUUCUGUCUCCAUGGUUCUCUUCGUGAGUUGUGUGCUGUGUAUUUACCAGCACAGCUUUUCUGCGAGGCAAGGAGAGCCAGUGAAAGGCACAGGGCACAGAGCUGGUGCUGGAGACAGAGGAUUAAAGACACCUGCGCCUGAGGUACAACUCUAUGUGCUGUGAGUUUACAGAGCUUAGCUGAAGCCACAGAUUCUGAAUACAUCACAGCAUCCAGCUUUAAAAAAAUACAUCCAAGUGUGUAUUUGUGAUUAGAGUAGAGCCCCAUAACAGCAUGCGGUUAUAUCCAGUGUCUGCACUGCAAUAUAGCCUGGUUAUUGCAUGUAUUCACAGUGAUGGAGUAUGACUGGGAUGUGUCUACAGAUGUUUUUGCAUGGAUCUGUGGCUCCCAGAAAUUACACUCAUUUAAAUACACUUAUUUUGCCCUGAUAAUCCCCGAGGGAUACCCAUGUGGAGCAGUGUAACUGUGAUGAAUGCGCACAAUAGUUGGGCGAUAUUACUAUUCCAAGCAAUUUCAUGCGGCUUUGAAAUGAGAAGAUAUUGAGCCUUAUUUAAGCAAUCAAUAACCUUGAACAUUUUGUUUUAAUGAAAACUAUAAUUUCAAGCAGUGGCAAUUACACCAUAGGGGAAUGUUUUGGUGUGGUGAUGAUUUUGCUGCCGUAUGCACUUUUGCAAUGAAGAUAUUCUUAUCAGGGUAAUUAUUGACUUCUGGGGGCCAGUUAUGACCCCGGCUAAAGACCUCAUCAAUAGAUUAAUUCAUUACUUAUUGCUUUUAGUCAUACAUGAAUGUUGCUGAUUCAGAUCGGCCAUGGAUUGAAGGGAUGGACCAUUAGAUAAUGGAAAAUAAUAAUAAUAAUAAUAAUUGCCUGUACAGACUCAGCUACUUUCCCUGCAGAGCACUUUUUUGAUUUGUUAGGUUACAAAGAAUGACAUGAGAAGAAGAAGGGUGGAUUUUUAAUUCAAGCUAAAUGCUUUUAUAUAACAGCAAUAGACAGAAGCCACUGGCACUAAUAUACAACAAACUAUUAAUUUUGAUAACAGUUAAGUUAUCUAUGUGAGAGAUGAUGUGUAGUGAGCAGGUGAUUAUGUGAAUCCUGACAGAUACAAAGCCCUGAUUUGCAUAACCACCUGCUACAUUAUCCUGCUUAUUACCUGACGACCAACCAAAGACAAAAAAAAAAAAAAAAAAUGCUGAUUGAUUAUUGAUUGUAUUCAGAGCCCCGGGCUGAGGUGGAGUGAAAACAUAAAGUGAAAGUCAGCACAGAAUGAAUGCCUCUCGUCUAAUCAGACAUCCAGGUCAGAACUGACUGCAGAUGUCUUUGAACCUCAAACUGUGGAAAGUUCAGGUCAGUAGUAAAGAUACAGCAGGUGAGACUUGCUGAACUUCAGGUCUUCUCAUCGUUCACAAACGCUUUACUUUCUCCCCUAUGAGGCCGAACAGCCAGUCGCUGUCUCGCUGUCGACGGCAGCCGCAUCAUUUAGAGCGCUGUGAAUAAUAAUGAGGGAUAACUGCACUGCUAUGACUCAUACUUCAAGCUGAGUUGGGACUGAUUUCCUCCCACUCCUGUGCUCAUAUGUGCUCAUGAAAUGCCCCGCAUACUCUGUAUACGUGCAUGUAUAUAGUACAUAUUGAUGACCAAAUUCAAUUACAUGAUUACAUUUUCAGCCCCAGCUUUAAAUGAUUUAUUGUAUUGAAUUUAAAUAGUGAAUACAUUUAGAGACAGUACACCGGUGAGGCGGUUGCGUGCGUGCGUGCAAUAUUGACCUGUGUGGUCCGGGCCAAAUAAAGAAUAACGAGAUUCAGCAUCUCUGCCAAGUGGAGAUGUCCGCUGGGAGUGAAGGCAGGCUAUCUCAGUGGAAGCGAGCGGAGGGAUGGCCGACUGGAACCCGAUGCACAUUUAUCAAAGCAUUUCUUAUAAUCACUUGACUGACUUUUGUUGGGCUUCGUGAAGGUUGGCGUUUCCUUUUGAAUGCACUCUGUUAAGGAGCUGAUUGAUUUCACAGAGAGGGAGGGGGACCCUGUCUGUGUUGUAGAUGUCAUACAAUUUGAGGAAAUGUGGACCAGGGUAGAUUUGUACUCUCUCCUGUGGCAUUGUGUUUACAACUAUCAUUUGUUUUGAUUUAACAAUAUUGGCUGAUUUAUCAACCAGUCAGCUAAGCAUUUUUUCUUAAUUAAUAUUGUUAGAAAUGCCAAUAAGUCCAGGGAUGUUUGAUCAAUCGUCUUCCUCUUCUUAAGAAUUUUGUGAUAAAAAAUCGAAUCCUUAUUGACCGCCUCAUUGAUCCAUUUCUUCCCUUUUCCAAUGCGAGUCCAUUUCAUUUGUCUUUCAGUUGUUUUUCCCCUGCUCUUAUUCCCCGAAGCUUAGGUUAGCCAUUUCAAAGACCUCAGUCUCCCCGUGCAAGGUCAACUAUAAUCAACUGGAGACAAUGUCACUGCCUUGCUUUUCCACAGAGCCUGGCAGAAGAAGACGACUCCUCUGGGCUUUUAAGGGCCUACUGCAUUAUACCAUUCAAUUACUGUUCAUUAGACAGUGUACAGCCAUUAAUCAGACGGAGAUGUUCUGCUAGUCCUCAGCAGGGACAAUGAACUGGGGAGAUUUAUUCUGACUUCCUGUCUGGGCCGCUGUUUUGUAGUAAGAAGAGAGAUGACACUUUGGAAUGCACCAAAGCUUUCAGUACAGAGACGUCCUAAACUGAACUGCUACUCCGACUCUCUGCGUCUGUUUUCAAGUGAAGUUCUCCGCUUCAUGCAGCCUUGUCUUUGAAUUUUAAAAGAAGAUAGGCUUUGUCAGAGAUUUACUGCAUAUGUGGGAGAGUAUUACGAAUCUGAUAUAUCACCAAAAGGAGAGAAAGCUGACAGAUUUACCGAUUAGAGCUGCAUAUGCAUCGAGUAUGACUAGAUGAUGAUAUGAGAAACUGAUUUAUGUUUUCCAGGAGGCUAAAGAGAGGAAGCUGUGUCCCGUUCUUCGCACACUACGGUCACGGAGAUCUCGCCUUUUCAAGGGUAGGUUCAUCAAAGCAUAAAGCCCGGUAGUAGCUCACUGGCGGCAGCGGCGGCGGCCCCUACGUUCCCCUCCACAGCACCUAAUGCACCCAUAAAGAGACCACUAAUACACUCUGCAUUACCAGUUCCUCCCUCGCAUUGCAUGUCACUGGAUCCGCAACCACCUCUCAACAUCUGGGAGAGCUUUACGCCGUGCUUUAUGGAGACCAUCUGCUUGAGUGGGUUUUUUGCCUCCCCAAUCUCAGAUGACUUAUUCUUGUAUUAAAGGCACCUGCACAUCAAGGUGUGCCAUGCUAGGGCUGAAGAUUAUUCAGCUUGUAAUUUGGAACCACUCAGACAGAAUGAAAGAGAUAUGUCCCUUGUUACUAUGGAAAUCCUAUUCUAAAUAGAGCUGCAUGGCUUGACUUUUAUUUGAUUGAUCUAGAGAGGAGCACAUCUGAAAAAAAAAAGAAAGGAACACAAAAUAAAAGCGGAAUACAUUUGAUUAUGGAGGAGACAGAAGAUAACAGUGUUAAACACAAACCACAGAGAUGAUGUAAACUUGACAUUCUACUUUGUUGGUUGAAUGUGCCUUUCAGCUGGUUCAGGCAAUUUCAUUCUAAUUGCCUACAAAACACAGGCUUCGACUGUGAGGCCCAUUCAGUGCUUUCCCAGCAUCUCCAAUUGUUCCCUGUGAAAAUUCCUAAGGUGACUAAAUGGAACAGGAUGUGAAUCUCUGCACGUGGUUAUCACUGUCUGCCCUUCAAUCUGAGCCUCACCCUGUCAGCGGGACACCAGGAAAAUCACUGCAUCCUGUGCUCACAGCAGGCUUCCUACCUUGCACACAUGGCACAUAUACCAUCAUCAAGUCCAAAAAUACACAUACACGUGCAUGAAACAUAUGGGCACGGUUAUCCAACAGACAGUAAAUGUCUUUCUCAUGAUUUUAAGGCACACACAUGCAUUUUCUUCUAAUUAUUCUCAUAUUGAUAGCACCAGAGGUGACUCUGAUUUCCCUGCAGAAUAUCAAUGGACACUGCAGGGGGCAUUUGAAAUCUAUCAUGGCGCAUGAUUGCCUGUAAACUCCAGCAUCAAAUCUUCAUUUUUCUCUCCCUAUCACGUUAUAUUGUUGUUGCUGUUUAUGAAUGGUUCUGCAUCACUCAUGCCUCAUAUUCCCUAGCUGUCACAGUGCAUCUGUGGGUGACACAGAUGCAAUGCUUAACAGGAGAGUCAGCGCCUUGGUGUUGGGAAGUGGGAUGUGAAAGGAAAUGCAAGUGAUCUCUAACAGAAUCUGCCACCUGCUUUGCAUCAGAAUGUCAAUAUCUGGGCCAGUUUUUAUCUUUGAAAGGAGUUUAAAAAGCUCGGUGAGGACUGGAGGCCUUUGUCUUAAAAGUGAAUCCACUAUUAAAGUUCUCGCUCCGGCUCUGCUUUGUUCUUUACCCGUGGUAUUCAGUCUUGACUCCCACGGAUAAAAGCAAGAGACACUACUUGGUUCAAUUUGGCUGAGAUUCUCCUUCAAAAGUUAUUGGCACCAUGUACAAUGGCCUUGUAAUUUAUGAGAACUGUUAGGGCCUCUGACAGAAGUUGUAAAGCAUCUUGACUGAUUGGGUAGAUAUGAGGUGUGUGCAGUCAUGGCAUAUUGUUGCCUGUAUGUGCCCAGGACAUGCAGAGAGUCUCGCGGCAUGCUCUGUCACAGAUAAAUUACUCCGCACAGUCAAAUUAAGUUGUUGUAAAUCACCUCCCAGACCCGAGACUAGUCCUGAGUGACGACCUUUACGCCUAUUUGACUUUAAGUCUUAUUUAUGUUAAUCACGUCUGCAUUAUACCGACAGUAAAAUUGUGUCAUAUCGUAAAAGGUCAUUGUUUUGCUGAGCUGCAUGUGACAGGGACAGAAAAACAUGCUGCUUUGUUUACCUCGAAGAGUAAGAGGUACGGGGGACUUUGCAUGAUGCUUUCAUGCUUUUUUAUAUCAACUUUAUAAUAAUUUCCCUUUUUUCCCUGUGUCUUUUUUACAGUCUGUGAUCCACAUGGCAGUCAUUAAAAAGGUAUGUCCAAAAUGGUAUCAUUAAAUGUCCCAUUGAUCUAAUAUAAUCUCAAAUACAUAAAACAUGAUGCAGAGUUUAGUAAAGCUGCGUGUGGUGCCCAGCAGUGUUCAUCCAUUUGGGGAUACAGCUUGUUCCAUGUUAUUGUAGCAUAUUAUAACAAGUUGUGAGCGCCGCACACGCUGAGUGUGGAUAUUAAAUGCUUGUGAAAUCCCUCCACAAAGAGCUUUAAGAUAUUUACAACACCAAAGCAAUCACAUAUUCUAUGGACGGUAGACCUCUACAACACGUCUGAUGAUGCGGAGUGUGUAUUUCUUAUUCCGACAAAGUGAACGGUAUCCUUGGGGAUGGCUUCUCUUAGGGAGAAUGAGUGCCUUUUGUUAACUAAAGCCAAGUUACUGGAGAAUGUAUGCUUUUCUUCUCAUUCAUCAUGUACAUGUCAUGAGAGGGGCCUUCAAAAGGCAGCAGCUCCCAGCAGCAGUAAGUUUCUGCUUUUUUUUUUUUUUUUUUCUUCAUACGUGUACACGGUGAAAAAUAAGACUUGCGUGUCGAAAAUCAUCCAUUGUGGUGUGUGAGAGGCGUCUGCGUGUGAUCUCCCCUGCACUCGAGACGACAGGCUCUGUGAAGUGCGCCACUGCCCAGUUACACAUUAGCUUUGAUUACCAGUUUGUUCUAUACGCAGCCUGUAGCUUUGAACCGCAUCUCAAGAUGAAAGCCAACCUUGUCCACAGUGUGUCCACUGUAGACCGCUGCUGUUGCUUAUUUGCUUCAGGCAUCAUCAAGGGCUCCGGGACUAUUUUCUUCUAUAGUUCUGUACCAUGCUGGGGCGAGCAUUAUGUAUAAUUUAUCAUACAAUACAAUCCCAGACAGCACCCUGUCUCCACUCCAUUUUAAUUUAAUGCUUCUUCUUUCUUUCUUUUUUUCUUUCUUUCCCUCUCCAUCUUGUGAUAAUUGUGGUCAUAUGAUUCCACUAAGGUGUGUGUUUGUGGGUGUCCUGCAGAAAGACUUUAAAGUUGCUGUUUCUCAAAAUGAAAGCAUCAACCAUUAGUGCUUAUUUCUCUCUCUCUCUCUCCCUCACUCUUCCCUCUUGAAUUCAAGGCUAUAGAUGCAGCGUUGGACUGCAGAGGGCCAGACAUCCUCUCUCUCUCUCUCUCUCUUUUCUGUCUCCAGCAGCCAGCUGCUCAUGUAUAAGAUGAAACAGUGUUAUAAACCAAAUAAAAAUGUCUUGCCUCUUGACAGCCCCACCGUGAAUAUAUGGCCUCUUAUUUCAGUGAAUAUAUUGCAUAAUUAUGUAUGGUUAUGAAUAUUGCAUGGAGUCCCACACUGAGUGCAUGGUAAGAUGCCUAAUUGCAGAGUUUAAUUAUUAAGAAGCAAAGGUCCUGAGCGGGUUUUGUGAGAAGCACUUUUGAUAAAUUAUUUUUUGCAGUUUUCUGAUGAAUUAUUUUGGGGGGCUUGUGUCUAAUCAGCAGGCGUAGUGGACGGCGUAACUGCUCUUGAGAGAGACUUAUCUUUCCAUGGAGGGGAAUUACUAUGCUGAUUAAAUCCACUGAAAUCAACUAAUAACUUAAUGAUAUUGGAGUGGAUCAAAAGAAUGAAUCAUGGCCUCUCAUAGUGGUGGCUGUGAAGAACACAAGGGUGCAAUGAUGGCGAGAAUGAGGGCUGUUGCCGUUGACCUCGGGGCACAGCUUUAAUAUUUCUGGGUAACACAAGGGAGGCGGAAUUAGAACAUGUGAUGGUAUGAACUAAAGCAAACCCCAGCACCUCGUAUUAAACAUAGCAUUGAAUUGCUUUACUUUAUACUUCAUAUGAAGCACUUCAAGGAAAAAGUCCAGAGAGGCUGACUAAACAAGGAAUAAUAAACUAGAUCUCCCUCAAGUACUGCCAAAGCCACUAGACACAGCUGCUUGUAUAACUACAGUACUGCUGCUACAGCCUCUCUUCCUGUCAGUGAGGCGCCCACACAAAAACAUUUCUCCCUAGUUAUGUAUUCAGUUCAAGUGCACUUAAUAUGCAGGAAAAGUUUAAGGCUUGACCUCGCUUUUGAGUCAAAAGAAAUUUGAAAAUGAAUAAAACAAGCUUCUCAGCGUGUAGCUCUGAAUAUAGAGCCGGCUCACAUGAUGUAUUCUUUCAUAAAAGCUAAUCGCUGUAAUACAGACAAUAAGAAUCAUUGACCCACUUAAUUGCAACUCUAUGUUGUGUGUCACGGUGAAGCUAAGUUCACCACAACUGUAGGAUCAAAUGCAGGGUAAUAGCCGGGCCCCCCUCCUACAAAAUGCAUGUCAGUCUGGCACUCAUGAAAACGCUUUCGAGCUGCUUUUCGCAAGCCAGCACAAAUAUGUGAAUAAUUGAAUGAUAUUGAUGCAAGGAUCACCUCGGUGUAUCCAGUAGUUGUUUGGUUAAGAAGUCUCCUGUGGAGGGUAGGAGCCUGGCCAUCUGUCAAUAACACGUCACAUGUCUCACACGGCGGGCACUCUGACCAGCUCAAACGCUUCAGUGAGCAGCUGAACAAUUGUUCUCAACAUGAUGUUAAAUCAGCGAUUCUGCACCGAGAGCCGAAGUGUUGCAGGUCGGUUUCUGUCACUGUUCCAUUGAGCAGUCUGGAAAUAAUAGCCACGUACUAAUUCUGCUCUCUUGCUGGGAUACAAUUGCAGUGAUUAUAAAUGAUGGAUUAUAUAGCUGAGUGCAGCACUUGAAUUAAUAGUUGAUGAAAAGUAUAUACAUAGUAGAUGCUGCCCUUUUAACCUGUUCCCAGUUCAAUAAACUACAAAAACCUCUUUGGAAAAAUGCUUCAGAUGCAAGAUGUGAAAACAUGUGAGACUCAGGCUGGAAAACGCAGUCCCUUGUUUGGCCACUGGAGGCUGGCUCAAAAAGUAAACAAACCUGUGUUAGACCCCUUUUAAAAAGACAGACAGAAAUAAACAUGUAAAAACAAAAUAAAUCUUUUGGUAGCUGAAGUUCUCUUUAAUUCUCAGGACAGCUGGACAGGGGAUACACUCAUAUCAAGCAAACCCGGCCUGUUUGAAUUGUAUUGUUGCUAAAAGUGCUGCAUAAUCACAGACUUGUGCUGUGUCUGAAUUAAAGUUUCAUCGUGCUAUUCAAACUAGUAUGGCAUCAUAUUGAGAGUCUGUGCAACUGGGUGGGACCACAUGGCCCGCCUUCACACCCCAUACACUCCGGUGAGCCUUGGCCAUCCAUGACUGUUGCAGGUCCUCUAGCUUUUUUCACAAUGCCAACAAAUUCCCUAUACUUAGUCUUAAUCACACAAUAAUGUAAGCUACUCCAAGCUAUUGUGCAGUUUUUACUUUUUAUGACUUAUUUUAGGUUCAGUGCCUUGCUCAAAGGCAAAUAGUGGCUGCUAUUGGGGUUUGAAAGGACCCUCCAGUCGCAUGCUGAUUUGAACAAAGUGCCUAUGAACUUUCAUAUGUUGUGUAAGCGAAAUGAAAAUUGCCAAAGGUCAUUUUAUACAGAGGCUCCACAUGCCUCGAGUCCCAUAUUGAGCCUCCUUGCUCAUGAGAUGGACAGGUGGUGUUAUAAAAAGACCUUUUAACCACAUACAUCAUCAGGAGGCCACUUUUCCAUUCUCUCUCUCUCUUUCUCUCUCUCCCCACUGUCUGAAGCUAAUGGCUGGAAGCACAGCUAAAAGCUCUCAGUGUGAUAAGGUAAUGUGGAGUCGGACAGACAGAAAGAGAGAGCGAGGGAGAGAGAGAGAGAAGGGGGAAGAGUGCCAUAUCAGAGGGGCCAUAUAUACUGAUUAUACAGUGACGAGGAAAUGGUCUAAAAAUAAAAACAAAUGGAGAAUGCGAGAUGAUAUCACUGCACUCAGAUUGCUGACUGCAGUGUUUGGAGUCACAUCCAGAUGGUUAUGGAGCAGGAUGACUGUGGGAGCCAAGGCUUACUGCUGUCCUCUGGGCUGACCUUCCUGAUGUCAUGCCUGAUAGAGUCAAAGCACACAGUUAUUUAUUUUGCAAACACUGUACAUUUUACUGUAAUUAUUGAACAAAAGAUUUUAUUCCCAUAUGGUUCAUAGUACUGUGCCUUGUUAGAACAAGUUAAAUCCUAUGCAAAGUUUCCAUUUUGUGGGAUUUAAUGCCUAUUUUUGUUUCUGUUUGUGUGAUUGUUUCUUUUUUUUACCUGGAAAUGAUCACAGCUGUAUGAAAAAAAAAAAAAAAAAAACUAGCAUAUUGUGUUUGCGUAAUUUGUCCAGCCUUCACUAUCUGCAGAUGGUGCCACCAGUCUAGAUUACUGCUACACCAACUGCUCCCUUCACUCUUCUCUCACCUUGUCCUCGCUCCACACACGUGUUUGUGCACAAAUUUGUUUUUCACUCACUCUUUUCCUGCUUCCUGGCCUGUCCCCUCUCUCUCCCGUCCUUUCUCCCUCUCUCUCCCCCUCUUGUUCUCCUUUAUCUGCUCCCAGACUGGCUGUCCUUAGUAAGAUGGAUGUGUGCAUUCCCAGGGCAGAUGGCCCUGUUGUUACUUUGUGUACCCGGCUCACACUUUAACACCCGGCCCCCUUGUCUGGCCUGACGGGCCAUUGCCUGAGGAAAGAACUCUACUGCUAAACCGUGCAGCAAACAUGUGUGUUGUGCAGCUAACCGCAUGGGUGCUCACACCUUUUUUUUUCUUGUAAGGGAGUAGACUCCCGGACUGUGUGCCAAAUACACAGAUGGGUUCUUCCUUUAAGGAUCAUAUUAUCUUCCAACACGGAAGCUUUAAUACACAUAAAAUAUACAUUAAUUUACAUAUGGGGAUGUUGUUUAUGUGUUGUUAUGGAUACAUUUAAAGAUUUUAAUCUUUUUGUUUCCAGAGAAGAGCUCUCACCUGCUCUCUUGAGACUAUGAAGAGUUGGCACUACAGCCAUUAAAAGAGGAAAGACGUGAUUCCGAUUUGCUUUAGCAAACAAAGUACUGUCACCUAGGAGGAAAAACAGAGGAAUUACAGUUUGAGCGAUAAUAUUUUCAAGAAGCACAGAGUAACAUUUAAGAUUUGCCGUUGAAGAUUUUGGAAAGUUUGUCAGGUUUUGGGUGGUAAUAAUGGUGUAACCGGUAUGUCCAUUGGUAAUACUUGUUUUUCUUCCUGUCAAUGUUCCAAAAUUUGAUCAUUCAUGAUCCUUUAAAGGAAGCAGGUUUGAGUUGGAAAACAGUGUCCUACAGUGUCAGUGUCCUACAUAUUUAACAUGCAUUUCAUCUCCAAAACUUUCCUGGAUCUCUAUUUCUGUAAAGUUUCACACGUGGAUUUAGUUAGGUACUCAUGUGCUUAGUAUGCUUUUGUUUAGUCUGCUGCUCGAAGGACAGAUGUGAAUGGGUGUUCUUUGAUGCCAGGACAUUGUACUUGAUUAUUAGCACAUCUGCCAUGCCUUUUUGAACAUUCAGAUUAACUAAAUGGAACUUCCUGUUGAAUAUUACUGACUAAUUCACCACAUGUCUCAUUCAAUUACAGCACAAGUAUCCUGAUCGCCUUUUAAGAAUGGCUAGUGUGUUGCAUGCAUGUUCUGCAUGUGUUCAGUUCCUUCUUUCUACCUCCUACCAAUGCUGAUUUGUCACCAUUUUACACGAUGGCGACCUGUGCCUUUUUGAUUGAUUCGUUCCAUUUCAUUGCCAUGAUAAACUUUUAUAACAGCUAUCAUUUACAGGCAGCAUGUGUGGACCUCUUUAGGAGAUCUGUGCUUGAUUUCUUCGCAGUGAUCUAAGUAUGAUAAAUCACCGGCUACACAUAAAUUUUAUCAGUGAUAUCACACGCCGCGUAGGCCUUUAGUGCGCAUGUAUGUAAAUCCAGCGAGGGAUGUUCAGCUUUGUGGAAUUGCAGUCUUUGUCUACCCUCCAACCAUACAAUUUCUUUCAUUUCAAUCUCAGCACGCAAGUGGAAUAUUGUCUCCUAGCUGCUUCUAUCAUAUGUAAUGAAUGUGCUGCCCCAAAGGUGGGAGCCAUAAUUGAUUAAAAAGCAUAAUGUUUUUCCAUGCCUUGGUGUAGUCUGUGAUAAGGAUAUCUGUGAUGUGUUCCUGUGUAUGUAUAUGAAGGUGUCCUGAGUGUGUGUUUGUGCAUGUUUGGACGGGACAUCAAAGCCGUGUUAGCCGUGGCUCUAUUUCAUCCCGGCUAAUGAAGAAGCUGUGAGUGUGCUUCUGGGUCACAGUGGGAACACGCACUGCGAGGUCACUUCAAAGGCGGGAUAAUGACGGAUUAAGUCUAAAUCACGGCCGCGCUUUAGUCGCUGUCUCACAUCUAGCCUGUCGCUUUGCAUUUUAUUAACAAAUCAUGGCAAUAUGAUCUGGUAAAAAUGUGCCCGCCUUAAUUUCGCUUGUCCAUCUUACUCCGCACAAAUCCUCUACAUCCAGAUUAGCGGAUCAUUGGUGGGCAGAGUGGUGGGCCUUUUAUAAACCCUUGAUGGCGAUGAAAUAUUCUUUCAUUACUCUCCUAAUAUCUCCUUGUGUAUUCAUGUUUUAAUGCGCUGCUCUCUCUGCAGUUCCUUAUUGCUUUUUGUCAUGUCCAUCACAUUGAUACAGCUUUUCAGUUAAAACGGCCUUAAAGCUUCAGAGCAAGCAAGACUCAUAAAGCGCCAACCCUUUAAAGUACACAUGAGCUAAAAAAGGAGACACUGCCUGAUAAUCAAACUUCUAGCCCUCUUAUGUGUCAGAGGAUGGUGCAUAAAAAUACUGUUUCCUUACAGUUCAUUUUACUCAGUGCAUAACUCUCAAGACCUUUAACCUCACACCUGCUGCAUAUGGAGAGGUACAGGUUUGCAGGAAGCACCUAGGGGGAGUCUAAUUGCACCUCAAGUGAUUUUUCCUCGCGUAGACUGUCCAAGAGCUCUUGAAUACUCUGAUACACUCGUCAACAACACAUCCCAGCUGUUAUAAUCAAGAGGACUUACUGCUGGCAGACUACCCAGGAUCCUUAUAGUUGUGAUGGAGAGGUGAAACAUUUGGAGAUAUUUGAUAAAGUUCAGCAAAAGUUCAGGUGAAAUAAAUGGUACAGUUUGUGAAACAUUGAUUAAAUCUCUGAAAACUUGGGAAUAGAUCUAAUGAAGUUCUCAGUAACAUUUUAGUUCGAUGGUUAUUCUGAUACAGUCUACAUUAAGAAUCCAGAGAUAUGUGUAACCUUUUAGCACAAUUUAGAGACGACUUUAAAAUGACUAACUACUUUAAAAACAUAUGAAAGCUAAGGUCCUUACACACCGGGAGCGUUUUUUUCGUGCAAUUAUUUCGGACGUCAAAUUUUUUUUUAACUCGUAUCCUGUCAAUACAAGCGUUCACAUCAGCGACGUUCUCCCGUCCUGCGAUAUUGCAGCAUUUAUUUUUUGUAUCACGGUAGAAUUUUCUAAGUUUCGCAUACUGUGUGUCCACUUCUGACCAAUCAGACUUCCUGUUGUUGCUAUGUCAGAUUCACUGGUAUAUCCAACAUGGCCGACCGGCUGAUUGUUUACAUGUCAGAGAACAGAGUGCUCUCUGAUAAAAAACACAAAUAUUACAAAGAUAACGACCUGAAGGACAACUUGUGGAGAGUCAUAGCGUCGGAUUUCUCAUAUGACGAUAGUUUGUGUGCUUUAACAGUUUGCUAAACGUCUUUGUUUUAACUUUAAUCUGUGCUAAGUAACUUUAGCUCGUAAGCUUACCUGUUCAGAUACAACAUACCAUAUGUAUUUUCACUGUCUCAAACUCAAUCGGGUUGCUGUCACAGCACCAUUAGGUCUAAACCUUACGUUUAUGGAUUAAAGUUUAAUGUGCUUAUCUGGUACUGGCCCCGACUCAGUACAUGCUAUCAUUACAGACAGACAUCUCAACACUAGUGUCUAAUCAGAAGUGAAAAACAGUCAGUCUGCUGUUGUGUCAGUCUUCUUGCUUCCACCCAGGACGCAUCUUUUUUUCUCCCCGGAAAGUCGCAAAAUUGCAUUGCGCUUGAUGUGUAUAGUCAGGCGCGUCAAAAUUCGCCUCCGAAUAUUUUGUAAUUUCAUGUCGUAUAUUUGCAUCAUUCCUGGUGUGUAAGGACCUUUAGUUUAAAAAGUCCAUAACCAAAAACAAAUCUAUUUGAAUGCUUUAAAUUUUGUGCACAUGAGCUGACUGAGAAGCAAAUUGAUCUCAAACUUUACCUCUAGAAUGUUAUGGUGCUUCAUUUCUCCGUAUAAUAUCAUUAUUAAUUGAUCACAGAUGUGUUUUUGGUCAUGCCAAAACACAAAUUUGAAAACAUCAUUCUGUCCUGGUAAAUUCUUGUGGGCAUUUUUCACAAUUUUUCUGUCAUUUUUCCAGGGUAAGCAUAUGCUCAAUUGGCUGUGAAAAUAAUCUACACAUUAACGGAUGAUGAAAAUAAUCAUUAGUCUUAGCCUUAAUCCAGGCUCCCCUGGAUGUUAAUGUACACAUUCCUGCAAAAUUAAUUCGCUCAAUACAUACACAUUACCCAGUAUACUGUACAAACAUUAAUAAGAUAUACUGUAUAAAUGUUGAAGUGAAUGCUUAGUGGAGGAUUAUUGGCUGAAUCUGGGUUGCCCAGCUCUUGUCCGGUGAGCCUCAUUUGUUGGAGCUCUGUGGCAGCUCCCAUUUCACCUGGGUUCUCCCAUGUUUAAUUGGCCUCAUUAUGUGAUUAACUUGGCAAAUUUACCCCUCACCCUUAAGGCACAGCUUUGAACACUGGCAGACCACAGACCUUACCAAAGUCACUCCAUCACUGAAACCACAAUGUCAGCAUUUAAGGCCAGCCAUCACAGUCAAUGGGGAAGUUUUCUAUUUCCCACUGAGAUGCAUGUUUGCCUAUAUUAACCUCUACACCUUUGACACAACACACCGCUCAUAAAAAUGUAGUAAUUCAUUCUGGAGUGAUAAGUAAUAUAUCAUUGUUUCCUUAGAAAUGCUCUGUAUGCAUAUUAUGUUGCUUAUCAUGCUGUAUAUGCUUAGCUUGAUUUCUGCAAGCUCUGUAUACUUGUAUUCUCAUCUAUUAUGUAUGACCUGUUUUAUAUCAUUUAGACGAUGUUUACAUUCAGACCUUUGACCCACAAUCCCACAGAGCAGGAAGUUUAAACAUGGAACAUAAAUCUGUUUAAUUUCAGGGUGUAAAAAUUGCAGGUCUUAUCAAUUUGCAAAAAUUGCAGGUCUUAUUGCACUCUUUUCACUUUUGUUUAUUAGGUUGAGCACAAUGUUGGAGGUAGUGUACAAGAAACAGCUCAUCCUCAUAACUAAACAGCAAAAUAUUCUGUCUUCACUGACAUCAGUGAAGAUAAACAUGAAAUUUUUAGACAACCUGCAACAAACAUGCCUGAUAAACUGACUACUUUAAGAUGGGAAUUCAAGUUUUUUACAGUCAAGGUAGCCUAAGUCGAUGAAGGCUAAUUCAAUUAAGGCUACGUUUAUGCAGGCUUAAGGUAGGUUAUGCAAUGUUGGCGGAUCACAGCGUUAAGUCAUGCUAUAUUGAGUCCUGCUGAGUUAAGACAGGCUUCACUGAAUAAUUCAAUGUUCAGUCACAUUAUGUUGAAUCAUGUUGUGUUAAGUCACGCUAUGUUGAAUUACGUUGCGUAGAAAAACUACAUGAAAUUUUGCUGUGUUGAAUUACGCUAUGUUGAGUUAUGCUACAUUACACUGCUUCGCUCUAUCUCAGUACUGGACCAGUGUCAUAAGUUGUUCUCCCCACCAGUCAAGUACACCAAAACAUAGGAAAAUAUGGCCCAUGUUGAAAAUGCUGAAGUUCCCUUUUAAAGAAUCUUACAUUCCGUCAAGCUUUAUUCAAGCCAAGUUACGUCGCUUGGUUAUGCCGUUGUUCAGUUUUGCUACAAGAACUCUGCUUUCUUUAAAUCAAGCAAUUCAAGUCAUGGAACUUCAAGUUGGGCUGAUUAAAUUUUUUCCUAGUUUAAGUUUCAAGCUAUGCGUAACUGAAUCAAUAUUGACUUUGGGUUGAGCCAGGACCUAAAAUGAGGUCUACACGGGGGAAAUUCUGAUAAAUGACCUAUCGUUUAACCCCUCCCUCCCACCUCUUCUCAUUCUGUGAACAUCAGUACCUGACUUCAUCUUUUGCUCCCGUUGUAACUCCUACAGCCACUAGAGGAUGUUAUCUUACUACCAAUAUGAAUAUUGGUUGUAAUAAGCUGCUUUCACAUUUUCCUGUCCAAUCUAAAACACAAAAACAAAAAAUCUAAUAUUGUGAAAGCUCUACUUGUGUGUUUGCAGGUUCAUAGAUAUUGGUUUCAUUUCGCUGAUGUCCUGGGAGAAUAGUAUGGAAAAUGAAAAGAAGAUGAAAAACAAAGUCUGUGAUGUUAAUCUAUCCUGUCAUCACUGAGCUCUCACAGGACCUCUGUGGACUCUUUGACAGUCAGAUGAAAUGGUCUGUAAAGUGCCAAUUUUACCAGACCACUUGUUAUUUGCCAGGAAACUCAUGGGUUCACUUCCUUGCUUAAUAACCAAUGGCGGUAGAGAUGGUGAAGGGGGGUAAAGCGUGUGUCCAUGUCCGUGCAGGAGGGGGGAGCAGUAGAGGAUAGGCAUGAGGGUAGAAGAGAAGUUUACAAAUGGGAUCCAUCAUUUUUCAUGCACAGAGGUGACAUCCCUCUGUCAGCCAAUUUUGCACCGAUAGCCCAGUCCCUUGCUUCAUUGAUAUCUGCAUUAGGGACCUUUGUUAAAGGUCUCAUCUAAAUGCAUUGAAAAACGCCCUGCUCCCUCUGUGUACCUCCUACUGUUAAAAGUGUGAGCGUUCAUGCAUGUUGCUUGUGCAAAGAUUUGCCGACUUGGCUUUGUCUACAUUAAGGUUAGUCUCCGUGACUCCGGAUUGUCACUGAACCUGGGAAGGAAAAAAAAAAAAAAAAAAAAAAAAACAGCAAGGGAGAAAACCAUCAACAACGCCACAACAAAAGCCAACUCUCGCUGUGAGAGCUUGGAGUGUUUUCUCACUGAGUAACUCUUUGGUGGCUCCUCGUGAUAGCUACAUAAUGAAUUAAAUAAAUCUAUCCAAAUUAGCAGCAAAGAAUGGAAUGUGACCUCUGAACUCAUUUCAAGAAUAGGGCAGUAUUUCAAAUUGAUAUAAAUAUGACAGUGGCUUCUGUAUGAAGUUGGUUGGAGUAGGCCCAUUAACCAAAACACUUCAUAUCCACUUCAUUUAAUUCCACUAAAAACACCACCCUUCAUGCCCUGCUCUUGUCCGCUCCUGCAGUUCAAACCAACCUGACUGUACAUCCCUUGCUACUAUUAAGAAGAUUUAAUUUGCUAUUCCUGUCUGUCUUUUUACACAGAGCCAUGCUGUGAUAUAGCAGAGGUGCUGAGGGGCUAAUGUCGCUGUCAAUCCCCCCAUCCCCUCAGCUACAAUCUCACGGCUUAAUUUCCACGCAGAUCCAAGCACCCUCAAGCUUUGAGAGGUCUCAUUCGCGCACUUGAAUCAAAAUUGCCCCAAACUCUCUUGUCCAGUAAUUUCACAACACUUUGGUGAUAGGCAGAGUUGCACUUUGAGCAAUUUUAGCAGGUGCGCCUUCAUUUUUGGUUCAUGAACUUUCGAGUGGAUGGCGAGCUCCACACCCAGCCAAUCAAGAAUUUCAUUAAUAUAUUUAGAGUAGAUGUAUGUCGAGCAUUUCAUUUGCAGCUUUGAGGUAGUUAGGCGAUAUCUCCUGGCACUUUUAAUAAGAUAUAUUAAGGAUCGUAAUUAAUAAACUUGAUAAUCGAAAUUGACUAAUAAUUUGGUGCUUGAGGACAUCCCUGCUGUAGGGUCCCAUAGGGAUCCCAUUAAAAGUCCUACCAACUAUAAUCUAUAGUUGUGUGGUUUUGCUAUAUGGUUCGGCUAUGCUGCCUUUUCAGCAAUAUUGAAAUCCACUUUCAAAUGACUUUGGGAUGAAAAAUUUACGUUUUAAGUUUAUAGACCUUGUGGUAUCACACAAUAACUGCUGCGACCUGAUGGUAGUGUGUCCCAGAAUGUUUACAAGGAGAAUUGCACUGGGAGUAUCUGUCACAGCCUUGCCUGUCACCAGUCUGAAGAGGAAAUGUGAGUGUUUGACACAUGCUAUUACUGUUUUGUUGUUGUCCCAUUUUCUGACAUGGUUCCAGGGAUGACAGGUUCACACGGAAGUUCUUUUAAAGUCAGAGCUGUGCGGUUUCUUCAAGUUGAAUUAAAGUCUGAUUAAUACCACAGAGGCCUUGACCCUUCCUUGAAUAAUACUCUGGAGGCAGCAGUUCCCAUUCUUAAUGCUUAUGAUGACGUGGUCUCUUUCAAAUAAACUUAAUACCCCCGUACUCCUUUAUCAUGUGAGGCGGAAAUGUCAGCGCCAACUCAAACAGGGCUCAGCCAAACCUCCCAAACAUGCUGAGAUUGGAUGUGAAAUCAGUGCAAGGGUCACUGACAAAAGAAAUUGGGUUUUAUGCAGAGCGUGCCUCAAUACACAACACUCCCAAACCAAAGGUAAAAGCGAAAGCCCUCACCGGCUUUUUUCGACCCAUCAUUAUUUCUCAUAAAUCCCAAACUAGCCAGGACCAGUGCCUUUGACAGCAUGACUGAUGAGUUUGCCGUCGUGAAUGUCAAGAGAAAUGGUCUCCCGCACCUUAUCUCCCCUAUUUCUCAUUGUGAGUGAGACUUGGGGGUUUUUAUGGAGAAAAGCCACGGCUGUUGUGAUGAGCAUUACCCAGUGAUAAUGAAGGGCAUGCUGCUGUACUGUAGCCUCUACAGACAGACAGGCAUGGGAAGCAGGGAGGCUGCUCGGAGACAUUGUCCAUUCAUGCGUUCAUGUGCCCUUAUGUCUUUAUCUGGAGACCGGGAUAAAUGAGCAUAUUUAUAUAUUUACACCGUGUCAGCUCUGUGAUUGCCUUAUCUACUGCUGCCUUCAUUCACAGAGGAAAAUGUCAAGAGGUAAUCAAGUCAAAUGUGCCUUUUGUCAAUGCUAUUCAUAGAUCUCAAAUCGUAGAUUGAAAAUAUUUGGGUGAUGUGUCUGUGAAGUGCUCUUUUCUGACAUAUUUGAUUUGAAUGGAGAUGUUUCCAUUCUGUUUGAUUAUUCAUACAAUCCACCUUUAAAACCACAUAUAGCUCCAUACAUAAUGGAAAAAAAUAGAAACCAUACAUUCUUAAUGUUUGGGUUUUUCACUCUGAGAGUCUUACUGCUCAUUGAACAAUUACAGCUUGUUUGAGUGCAGUAGGAAAUUUGAGCAAACCUCACAAGUCAAGUAUGGAUUUUUCUCAACUCAGCUCAUGUUUUUGAAGGAAGAGAGGAGAAAAAAAAACCUGCUCUCUGAUUUGAUGAGGCUGCUUUCUAGUCCCACAAGUGAGCCACGUAUCCCACUGAGGCCAACGUUAAGGGGCUUUUAGUGAUCCUGCCUGUAACUUGGCAUGCAAACCUGCCAGUACAGACAGAGGAUAAUGAGCUCGGACCCAGGUCUGUGAGGCAGGAAGCUGCAUAUUUAUGAUGGCUUAAAGAAGCAUUUAUUGCUUAGUUUCCGUCAGAACAUGGUCUGCAGAGACCUGACAGCUUUCCUUAGAGAUUAGUCUCAGAUACCCCCUGUAAGGUGGUAGUCUGGCACGCUUGCUUUUCCUACUUAUCUGCUCUCUCUGUCUUUUUUCAUGUUUUUUCUGUAUCUUUUCUUCCACUCACUCAAAUCUCGACUUCUACCCACCCUCCCCCCCAUCUUCACUCUACAUCUUUUCCCCUUCUUCCUCCAGCCCUCUCAUGGAAGUUCUCUCCACUUUGUGUCACUGCAUGUCCUCUGCUUCCACUGAUACAAAUCAGGGUGAAAACAUAUUUGUUUACUGUGAAGAAGAGAGCGAGAGGGAAAGAGAAACGGCGCUGUGCUAAAUGUCAAGGAUGAUGAGGUGGGUCAGGCUGGCAGCGCGGUUGCGAUUACGGCUGUCUUCGCGCGGCAUCAUCACAAACUCUGACAACCUGCACAAUUUAUGCUUGGGAAGGCUAAGUCUUUCAGUUUCCGCUGUUUCACCAAGAAAUUAAAUUCACAUGUUAUCUUUGAGAACAUCCUUCCUCUUUUUUUCCCCUCCAAUAGCGGUGUCAGGAGUAAAGCAAUGUGUGGUGUCAAACUGCACUGCUCAAACCAAAGAGUAAUGGAUUCUGGCAUAAGGAAUCAUUUCUGUCUUUCUGGGCAAAGCCACACAAGCACACUUAUCUUCCCACCGUUGAUGUCUGUUUCCUUCAAUAAUUUUUCAUGUAUAGGUGCUUAUAGCAUUUAUAAAUACUUAAGAAAAGUUUGCUAUCAUUUUUUAAUGACUUUUAAACGCAGAAAAGCGGGCAGGUUGUCAACUGUUGGGCCUGCGAUAUGACAAGCUUGAAUGUGCUCCUGCCUCCUCCUCAUGCCUGUAUGUUUGCUGAGCGCCUUGUGUAUGAGCUAUAUGAUUCUUUCAUGAGCUGUGGUGGUGGCUGGCUUUUUCAUAGGCGUGCUCUCAUUGAGCACUUAAUCAAUACCUGUCAUCUUGAACUCAUCCUCUAAAGUGGGCCUCUGUUCUUUGUCUGCCCUGUAAUCUAUCUCCAUAGAGCUAUUUGAAUUUGUAUUACACACUAAGAGGACCUUCUUCACUAUCAGAAGACUUAACAGAUUGUUUAAGGACCCUCAGUACGUAUUUUCAUAAGCACAAGACCCGCUUUAUAAAAAUCUAUACAAGGGGCCUGAGGACCCGGUGCACAGUGGCAAGCAGGGUAAGCCGGGAACGUGCAGGGAAUCAUAGAUUUGGAGGAAGGCAAUUUCAGCUUCUUGGUUUUUCUGAUUGUUUUGUUAAAGCUGGUUUUAUUGCUGUUGCUCAGCUCUUCUGUCUGUCUAUUUGCUCUGGGUUUAGGGAGUCACCAAAGGUAAUUUAUAGUAUUUCCCCCCCUAGGAGAGUAUUUGAUAAGGCACUUCUAAAGCCGCCUGGCUACGGGCUUGAAAAAGGGGCAUGAGCAUGGUUUUUAAAUCAGUGGCAGUUUCUUGUGAUUGUACUUUUGUGAGUCUAUCUGUAGUAAAGACUGAUAGCACUCUGGGUGCAAUGGCAGAGCAGAUGUAGUUUGUGAGUUUAUCUGAAGUAAACAUUGAUAGUAUUGGAAGCACAAAGGCUUUUUUGCAUUUAAGUGCUUUUUUUUUUAGUCCAACUCCUAUGGUUCCAGUCCUGCAGCUCAGCUUUCUCAGAGACAAAUGUGCAGUGAUCCAUGCUCUUAACACAGUUAAGAAAAUAGUUUUCGAAAAUUGGACCUUGAAGAAUUCAGAGUGGGUGAGUAAUUGGAGGUCAAUGAAAAGCAAUGCUCCACGACAAAGCUGAACCCGCAGAGAGAAAGAGAGAGGAAGAGAUGAGGAGAGAGAGAGAGAAGCCAGCAGAGUGUCAAUCAGUCUGCAUUUUGCCCGCAUUGCCCCUUAAUUUAAUCACUGUUUAAUUACUGCUGUCCCCUGAGGGCUGCUCUGUUAGGUUCAGUUACUGAGCUUUCCCUUCCUCUGCCUCCGUCUCUGGGUGCGUAUUUAGCCCUUGGACACUUGCUCUAAAGCGGGCCACUCUCUCAGAAGCCUCAGCAGUAUUUCAACCUUACCUCGGGGCCCCUAGCACAAAUCUGCUGAUGAUAAUGUCAAGGGCAAGCACAUAUGCAUAUGAGCGAUGAAGCUGCCCUGCAGGAGGAAAGAGACAGCGCAAACACACAACUUUAUUCAUUGGAGGAUUGGAGCCUCUUGAAGAGCUAACUACUCAUCUGCUAUUACUCCAGUUUCUCCUGGUCUGCCCUUCUUCUAGUCAAAUCUGCACACUGGCUUAGACAUCAUAAGAAAUUAGACUUAGAAGAAGCUUUCUUUGCUUCAUACAGGGUGUGUGUAAACCUUUCUCUUUCUGUACAACACCAAAGAAGAGCAUUAUACUAAUAUGUACAAGCCUGUAUUGGUCCUUUCCCAAUUGGUUGUGCUCAUUCUUAUCUUAAUGUACGGUAUGUACAGUAUGUACCGUAUGUAAGAUGUAAGAUAGAGUUUAUUGUAAACCAGCCAGAUACAGAUAAGAUUGACUGACAUUUAUUCAUGGUUUUACAAUACAUGAAUAACUGUGCAUGAGUAUAUGUAGAUGACAGGAUUGAUAGUUAUGAUAAAGUUAUGAUCCUUCUUUAUGUGAUUGUGUUUCACAGGGAUAUCACACAGUGUUUGUUCUGACUCUUUAUGUCCAUUACAAGUUAGUCAGAGCAACAGCCUGGAAUAAGAAACUGUCUUUGUGUCAGAUAGGGGGGUUUCAGGACUGCUAAUAUUUAUAAGCUGUCAAAGUUUUUGACUGGUUGACUGGUCUUUUUCCAAGGAAGGUACAAAAAAAUGAUUCUGAUGAGGAAUCAAAAUUGUUUUCUGUAAUGAAAAUAGUUGAUGCAUCUCAUGCUGCUUGCUCAUAGCGCAACUUUUAGAGCUUAGAGCUGGAGCUUUCAACCACACAGCCAGCAAAGUCCAGCCCCCUUUCCUUUGGUGUUGACUGUUGCCUACAGCUAAAACUAGUGGUUAGAGUAGUCGGCUAGAUGAUUAGUCGGUGAAACCUCUUGUGUCGGGUUGUUUUGGCGUACAGGGACCUGUGUCAUCUGUCUGGAUUCACUGAGCUACUCCAACUAGAAACUCGACUUUUGAAAUACAGGUAAACAUGUUUGUCUAACUAAAUCCCACUAAAUUGAAUAGCUCAUAUAGGACGCUUACAUGUUGAUCAAAGAGUUGAUGUAUUGUCACUGAGUGAAACUGUACUUUUAAAGAUAUGUAAAGAAGUCAGGUAGUAAACAAAAACCUUGACAGACGAAGAGAGGUUGUAAAAAGUACGAAACUUAUUGUACAAACAAACAGUACAGGGCUUUAAAUGUGAGAGUUUCAUCAUUCACUGUACAUCUCAUUAGCCUCCCAAAGUGUUGUAUGCUGAUUGUUUUGAUACGUAAUAGGCCUACCAGGAAUGAAAACAAGCUGAAAAGGGGUCAUGUUGUCACCUACUGUAGCAGAGGUCUUCUCUGGAAGUCUCAAAAGUCUUGAUCACACUGAGGGACCAGCUGAUCCCUCUCUCACAUACAUGCAGACAAACUCUCUUGAUGCCGGUCAUUCCUUUGAUUUCGUUUAAUAAGAUGUAUCAGAAAAUUUCUAUCCAACCUCCGUCAACAAACUAUAGCCUUGAAAGUUGUCUUGUUGUCUUUAUGCACACAGAUUUGAGAAACUUCCAUUCAUACUUACUACAAAUUUGCAGCAGGAUGUGAAUAAUUUGACCAAUUUUUUAACAAGUACUACAUUAAUUAACAAGCAUUGUUAAACUACAUAACAAGAGUUGUUUUAUAAGAAAGUUAAAUUAUGUCUGUUUGGGAAAAACACCCAGGAAACUGUGAAAACUUCCUUUUUUAGUGUGGCUUAAAGACCCACUCUGAUGAAAAUCGUGUUUUUCUUGGCAUUUUUGUGAUGCAACAGGACAUAUGAGAAAAUUAAAUGCGUAAUUGCUUUUCUGAGUAUUUCUUCAUUCAAAUCGCUGUGAAUCUCUGGCAGACCCAAACAGCAGGUUCAGAAACAGUGAGAUUUCCUACGUAAUCAAUCCAAGCUCCGCCCCCGGAGCCCUGCUAUACAGACCAGACUACAGACCAGACAGACGUGGGAUUGCAAUGCUCGUAAGAAAGCUAAUUAUGAUAUUAGCUUUCAUCAUGUCCCCAAAGACAUUAGUGUCCGAGAGUUGAAUAGCUCCUAUGUUACCUGCCACUUCUACUACACUGGAAAUGUUGGACUCCAAGCUAACAUGAAGAUGAGUGUGUGCCCAUGACUCAGAGGCGAAUUGCUAAUGGUCUACUGGAGCUUUGCAGAAGAAAAGCCUUUGAAAAUGACACAGGUAAUGCGAUUUUUGGUAAAAACUUCAUAAUAACAAUUUAAAGACCACUGAGAACACUUUAAAGAAGUUGAAAGUGGGAUCCCAUCUUGAGUGGGACUCAAGAUGGGAUCCUAAUCAGCCAAUGACAGAAGUGUUGCUAAAGCUAGCAGAGCUUGCACUACCAGUUUUCAGUCCCCCUUGCAAGACUAUAUACCUGUGCUGGUUUAACAUUGCUCUGUUUAUGUGGUUAUAUGCUGGUUCAACUAGACACAGCCCAAUAACAACUUUACCUCCAAUACUGCCAAACUACGCCACCCCACAAGAUGCCCUCUGGAUAUUAUGUCCUUAAUGCAUUUUAAUACUGCCAGAGCUACAGCCCUAGUGAGUGGUAGGUGGCUGCACUUCAGCAGACAUGGCAUUCAAUUAGCGUUUUGGACCCACCGUAAUACAAAUAUAAUUAAUACAUUUGUUGUCUAGUAAUUCUGUUCCUGUGACAGUUAGUUAUCCAGUAAACCAAACAACCACGACCUGUUUCUGAGCACACCUCAGAAGUAAUUUGAGGUGAUUUUUUUCUGCAGCUGUGGUCUUAACUCACCUUCAGAAGUCACUGCCAAGAGGUGGUCAGGUUUACAUAAAUGCUCCCUUGCAAUAUAUAAUGUGUACUGUCAUAUGAGUGGCCAAACACAGAGCACAUGUUGUGGUUUCUCUGGAUUACCCAGCAGCCCACCACCACAGAUCCUACACAGAAGAGUGCGUCAGGGGAAUAACUCACAUUUAGCUCUUAAGCUACAGCAAUCAAUAUAAAUUUAGCAUGGUAAUGAUCAGGUGCAGAGGGUAGACGUCUCCUGUGCCUCUCUCUCUCUCUCUCUUUUUUCCUGAUACGUGCCACAGCGCCUCAGCUCCCAGAGGCCCGUGGGUAACACAGCCAGGGCUUGGCGCUGCACGUCAAACCUCAGCUGAGGAUUACAGCGUGGGGGAAACAAACAAACAAGGCUGUCUCGGAGUCUUAGCGACAGGCCCAGGCAAUAGCCGGCGCUGGUAAUGAAGCCACUGACGGCACACACGUAUGCACACACAACCGCCCUCAACCCAGCACAGUUGCCUUCCUGAAGAAGCAGAGGUAUUUUAGAGCGUGUUAAGGAUAUAAUGGGACAAAUAGAGAUGAUGUGAUGAGGGGGUUGUGUGUGUGAACGUGUGUGAAUGCGUGUGACUGACUGAUAGAUGAGAUGCUGUCUCUCAGGAGAGUGUCCGUGAUGAUGACUAUCACCAAGGGAGGAGAGUUGAGACAGUUGUGGCUCCUGGGUAUUCAGAUUGGAGUGUUGACAGGUUUAUUAUUGAAGUUUGUGUUUUUUUCUCUCGCCGCACUUGUUCCUUCAGUGGACGAGAGGUGUCAAAGUGAUAGUCGCUGCAUUCUUCGUCUUCUUCUGUGGAUUCUCCUCUUGACAGACAACACGACUGCUGUUUCUCCAACCAGCUGGUGUCUUGCCACUCUGGCAACCGUUUCGAGAGACUCAUUCAGACAACAAUAAUGCAGAUUAAUCAAACAGGAAAACACUUAAUGAUUUCAGUCUUGAUUGGUGCUCAAAGUUGUAAAGAAUUUACACUGUAAGAUUCGCAAUCAAUGCCAAAACCGAAUCAAAGUUGGCCGGAGGAUCGUGCCAAAUGUAAUCCCUUUAAGCUUCCUCGCUGGCCUUGUUUAUGUCAAACAGGAUGCCUACAGCCAGAGAGCCAAGGCCGGUAAUGCAAUUGACGACCCGCUGCCUCUGACAUUAAUAAAGAUGGAACAUGUACAGGAAAUUAAACUCUCACUUUCCUAUUGUAAUGAGAUCUUAUCAAUCAUGGUGCUGUUUACCUCGCAAUCAGAUAAAAUGAUCAAAUUGGAGCUCAAUCAGGGCCUCGUGCAAUGCCAUCGCUGUAACCUGGCAGCAUUACUCUUCUAAAUGGAUGGCAAAGUGAAUGGGAUUUAAAUAAAGACUCUAUAUGUUAAUGGGCAAGGUUUAGCUCCCCUGGUGAUCCACUUCCUGCAGGGACCAUGGGGGGAUGGGGUUGGAGGGGUGCACAGAAGAUGAAUGUCAGUAGAGUGGUCUUGAGCUAUACACAUUUCUAAUCUUCUUCCUCCUGCUUUAAAAAAUGCAGGAAGGAGGAAAGUGAACAUGUUGACCUCAGUAAGCGUCUCAGGCGUCUCUGUGUCCUGGUUGGCCACAAGAGGGAAGUAGCUAGCUACUGAGACAGAACACUGGCCACAGGCUCAUAAUCACACUGAGGAGAUGUGAGAUAUAUUAACUAAAAGGUAUUAUCAUCUGCUUUACUUUCACAUAACACAGAGCAUUUUUUUUCCUAUUACAUGAGCCUAUGAUCUUUGGUAUAGGAGAGGGGGGCAUUAUGUACAAGGAGAUGAGGCGAUGCAAAAUUUAAUGGUAUUGGCUUUUACAGGUAAUAAGGGGGCACUGAUCAAAGGUUCACAAUACUCAAAGGCAGCUAGGUUGCACUCAGGAGGGGGACCAAGUGCUCUCCAGCUGGGCUCUGUAAAUUGCCAGAUCAGCUAAUCAGAAUUCAACUGGAAGAUGUAAGUUAGUGGAGCCUAAUUGGAGACAGAUUUAAGGGGCAUCCAUCUGGAUAUAGCAAUGCUCUCCUGCUCUUCUCCGUAAUUUCUGGUGAAUAUUAAUAAUGUUUCUUUUUUAUAUUAUAGUGUAUGUGUUGAGAGGAGAAAGGCAGGGGGAGGGUUUUCUAAACGAAGCUCCAAAUGUACAGGGUGAAAUUACUCAAAGGAUAUCUCAAGCGGACUAUCCAUUUACGUGCCCUCUUUGCUUCUCUUGAGCCUGUGAAGGGCGAUACUGGAGGAGCAGCAGCGCACUUGUGGAAAAACAGUGCAUGUGCGUAUCAGCACCUGCUCAACAUGGCUAUAUGAGCCAAUUAAACAAGUACGGGUGCAUGUUGUCCUCCUCGACUUGAUUAGAAUCACAAUCCCUGGCUGUGCGGUCCUGCUUGACCUGGCUCACUUUGAGUUUGAAUAUUUCCUGGAAAAAAGGUUGAGCUAAUGAAGCCACGGGCUGAUCAAGAAGUUGGCUGGCAUGGACGCAACUGCAGAUUGAUGAAGUCCCGGAGAUAAGAGCGGAUGAAUUUGCAUGAGACACUCAAAAAGAAUUAGUGGUACCAUAUGUAAUAUAGGCAGAGUAAAUGCUGUAGAAUUAAUGGAGGUCUUAUCGGUUGGCUGUACACAGUGUAAUGCACUACAGUAACCCUCAGUUUUAACAGUAUGCACUAGAACCAAAACAAAUAAAACACAGUACACUUUCUACUUAGCUGAUAGUUGUCCCAUUAAAGCCAGUUUAAGUAUCUUUAUCUCCAAUAAUGUAACAUAUUUCUGAGUGAAAUUGGAUAUUAAGGCAGGAUUUAGUCACAGGCAGGAUUUAUUUUAAACCCAUUAAAUGUGAUUGGAAAGCACAAAAACGUUUUCAUGGUCGGGAAAAUAAAGCCUGAUGUAAAGCUACAUAGAGAAUACGGGGCUGUGCAAAAGAAGCAUGUCAUUAGAAAUAAUAAAGUACACCCCAACCUCAUUAUUGGGAAAUGAAAGCAAUAAUAUAAUAAUAGAGGUCUGCAUGAUACAAACAAGCUGGUGUCAGUUUUGGUUUAAUACGAUGGUCAGUUUCACAUUGGAUUUGAUAAAUUUAAGAUAUAUCAAGACUAAUGAUCGAAAAGAUAUGUCACCUCUGCACACAGGAUCAUAUCCUUAUUUUAUUUAUAAGUUGAUACAAGAUAUUUCACAUCGUUGCUUGCAUGUACAAGAUAAUAAAUCAUUCCCAAAUGGUGUUAACUUGGGCGCACAAGUUAUACCAACUUUUCACACUUGAAACCCUUUUUCUCACUUUAUGUGGUAAAGGGAGUUUCUUUAGCCUUCAGACCACUCAAAGAGCUUUUACAUUACAUGUCACUUUUACCCAUUCACACCACAUCCACACACUGAUGGUAAAGGUUACUAUGUAAAUCGCACAUCAGUUUUUAUCUAAUCCCAUUCACACACCUCUAGGUUCAGGUUGGGGUCAAGUGGCUUACCCAAGGACACUUCAGCAUGUGGACAGGGGACCUGGGAUCAAACCUCUGACCUUCUGGUAGAGACGUGACCUACUCGGCCACCAAGCUAGAACUGCCUACAAGAAAGUAACUUAGUCCAACAAGAUGAUUGUCAAGAUAAAAAUCAUCACAUAGCAGCAGGUAGAACAUUUUUAAUUCACUGUCCUGAGUUGUUUAGCAGAAUCAUGCUGUUAAUGCAUAAAGCUGCCUCCCUUCCUGUGAUCUUUCCUCGCCACUUUACUUGGAUUCAAUCCUGUGACCCUUUGACAUCAUUUUUUUUUCAUUGUGCUGUACUAUACAGUGGAUCCCAGCCUCACAGUAAAAACACUAGGGCAAGGAACGUUGUCAAUAUAGCAUUCACAACUGCUGUUAUUUCCCCCAGGAGCGGGAAUCAGACAUUUGAAACCGUCCUCGAGGGACACAUUUCCACAACAGAGCGGUCCAAACUGCUAACUCAAACCUGGAUGUCACACAGCUGCAUUUAACAGACUUUAAAAGGGGGAAAAGAGGAUGGUUCAAAUCAAUAGAUGGGUAGAUUCAAUCAGUUGUUAAUAUCUUUUCUUUUUCUUGUACAAAAUGAGUGUAAUUUGAAGGGAUUAUAAUAACAUGAGUUUAUAAACAAAAUCCUGUGGUCACUCGAAAUAUCCGAUACCCAUUAUUUUAACUGUCGGUGCUUUUUCUGUAAUGUAUUGUGGCGUUAUUUAGAGAGAACGAUAAACCCACAAAGCUGUCAUCAUCCUGGUGAUUCCAUUUAAGCUAUGAUUACUGUCCCAGAUGUCAGUGAUGAUGGAGGCAACAAGGAGGAGUGUUAUAUUAGUCCCCAAAGCCUGACAACCACAACAUCUCUGAUUUUACAACCUAACUUUCUCUUACUCCACAAGGAGACAUUUUCACUCGGCUGCUUUGAUAUGCCUCGCUGGUUUUUGUAUUGAAGAGGUAAAAAAAAAAAAAAAACUCUGCGCCCCGACAGGUGUCUGAUUUCAAUUCCCAUGGCAAACACAUGCCACAGCUCGAUGCAGAUUGCCUGUGGAGAUCACAGUUUGUGCAAAAUAAUAGUGUAUCUAGAAAUACUGGCCGUGGUACAGUCCACAGGCUUUCAGAUGAGACGCGUGUUUGAGGCAAAAUGAUACAACAGUGAGCGAGUGAUUGCCAUAAUGAUAGAUCCCUAACCAGACAUUUUUCAUAAAUGGAAACUUGGGUUUGAAAAGAAUCAGGAAUGGGUAUGUCAAAGUGUGAGACAAUUUGGAGAAAAAUGUUUUUGUAUGAGAUUGCUGCAUCAUGGAUGCUCGGGAUGCUUGGAGGUAAUAGAGUUCACGUCUGGGUAGAAUCAGUCAAUCCAUGAAAGUUUGGAAAGAGCCUUGUUGAUGGACUGGAAAAACUUUAAGCAAGUUUUUAUAUCUGACUCGUCCUAAAUUAUUUUUUGAUUGAUGGGUUUACGUUUGACAUAAUGCACUGCUGAAGCAUGAUAAAUGGAAUAAUUUUUACAUAUAUUUAACACUAACGGUAUAUCAGGCUUUCUUUCAGUGCCAUUUCUUCUGGUAUGCAAAAUGGAAGGUUUAACCUCAGGGUAUGCCGAUAUGAUUAGAAUGGGAAGUCAUUCCCUCUCCAUCCUCACGGCCACUGUGAUAAAAAUAUAAGGAAGUGAUUAGAGGGGUAGAAAAAGCUUUGGUUCAUUUAUAUUUCAUACCAUUUGAAAAAGUAAUCUGACCUAUAGACACUGUGGCUCAUGCUGGAUAUGAAAGAAGGAAAGACGACAUCUGUAUAGGACUGCUUGAAUUCAAUGAAAUUGCUACAUUAUUUACGUCAUUAAGGACCGGAACCACUGUAUAACUCAGAUUCAGAGGACAAAUGCACUAACACAAGGCAGGAGAUGAAAAUAAGGUGACAGCAUGGGCUCUCAGUGAAGAGGCGUUUUAAAUCAGCCUGAUCAGUCUAGCAUAAUGUGAUGGCUAUUACAUUUAGGCUGUACAUAUGGAUAUCUGUCAGGGAAUGAGGCAUGCUGUAAGUGGGAUAUCACAUCAGAUAAAGCUGGGGAGUUUGACAUCAGGAAGGGAUUGGUCGAACUCCAUAUAUUAUUACUGUAGGGAUGUGUCACUUUCAAUUUCCACAUCAUUCCAGCAUGGUUAAUAAUUUGAUGUUUGGCAAAUACUAUUUUCCAUUACAUUAUGAUAAAACAAUAUAUAUACACCUACUAUUUAUGGAUACACAGCUUCAGUUCUCAUUUAUAAUCCUAAAGAAAGCAACUUUUUGGCCACUUUGGAGCAUUAAAAACAUGCUUAAACACAUAUUUCAUAUGAACAACAUUUUCAUUUUAGACCAAUAUGAACUUCCUUAACUGAAUUAUGCUGAUAAAUGUUUAUCAUCAACCUUUUUUUUCAUAACAAAAACCACAAUGAGCUUUAAGUACAUCACUGGUGUAAAAACCGAGAAAAGUACUUUGAGAUGUAUAUUUUUAUACCUUAUUGUAAUGACGUGGAGUUUGCCUGGGCUAGUUCUGCAAACAAAUGUGAGUGUAGCACAUAGUAUGGUGUUGUUUUCAUGCAACGUGCUAUCACAGUGUUCAGUAUUCAGUUUUAGCAUUUCUUACUCCCCCACACAUUCAGCUCUUCAUCGCCAAACCAAGGUGAAGCAGGAUACUGGCAUGCAUUAACUCUGACCCUGCCCAAACAUUUACAUACACCAAACACAAACCAGGGCUGUGGAAGCCCCCAUAAACAUGACACAUAUGUAAUCUGCCUGUCACAUGCAGGCUGUGUCACUGUGACCGUGUGACAUUGUGACAGAGCACAAUGCGGAUGAGUGAGGUGGGAGCGCGGGGAGUUGCAUUUUGGGGGUUUUUAAUGAGUAUGAUUGCGUGGGCGCGUUUAUGCUGCCUCACUUUGACAGCUCUGGUCCAGCUCUGUCCUGUAGGUCAGCUGGGGUUUAAUUGUCAACCUUAAAUAUUCAUGGGCACAUUGAGUAGAUAAAUGAAGGUAUAAGCACACUGUAAAAUUUUCAAUAGGUCAGGUGUCGCUGACUUCACCGGAUACAAUUUACUGUAUGGUCUGACAUUCGCCGCAAUGCCAAUUAAUAUGUUAAGAGCAUGAAAAGAAACCCUAAUGGCAUUCUCCAUUUAUGCAUUAGGAAGUAUUCCAGGAUGAGAUGGAUACCUAUAAGACUACAGGGGCACUGCAAUAAAAAGGAGCACUUUAUGGGGGUGUUUUAUAUAGGUAUGAAUCUAUAUAAUUCUAACAUAGACUCAAACCUUUGAGACUUCCAGUCAUUACUUUUUACCUGAGAACGUGUUCCCUCUUGAUAACCAGAGCAGAGUGGUCAAAUUAUUUUACAGUCCGUCAUUAAAUUCCUACUCCAAAAGUGAUCAAAGCUUGUCCAUUCUGCUGGCGGGCCAGGGGACAGUUUCAUCAGCUUUUUGUCUGUGAAAACAUGGCCUUAUGGGUUGAAAGUCAUAAACUCCUGGCAAAAUACAAUCAGUUUCUCCACACAGUCUAUGUCUAGAAUGGAAACAAGUAUUUGAUUAACAUUUACUGAGAGAUAAUGCCAUUCAGUGCUUGACUGGAAUUACCAUCUGAACCAAUGUUAGCUUAUUUUUCCGACUUUGUCCCACCAAUCAAUAAGAUUCUAUCUAGCUGUACUGAGCUUGAACGUAGUUUUGAAAUAAUGUAGCCAAACUUUUAAGUCUUAAAAUCGUCUCUGAUAGCUUUUAGCAGUUUUACGACUUAGAGUUGAAUAAAUUCUUCACCUAUUUUAAGUUGCCGUCUUUGAAAACACUGAUAUCACCCACUGUCUGGGAUGCUUCAUUAAACCAGUCCCUUUAACCCAGCAUUCCAGAAGCUUCCUUUACUGUUGCCAUGCAAAAAAUAAAUAAAUAAGUUGUGUUUCUUUGUAUAAAUGACAAAUUUACCCUUUUAAGGAGACUUACUGUCUUAUGCUGUUAGGAUUUGAGCCAAUCUCAUAUUGAUCUUUGCUCAUGUGUGACACCCGACAUUUUAACUUAACAUUUGUCUUCAAAUAUAAAAAAAAGCAGAAUACCAUCUCUUAAAGCAUAAUCCAAUGUCUGAUAUUCUGGGAAAUUACCAAGAAACAAAAAAUCAUACCCAGAAAUAAAGAAAUAAAGUUGAAGUAGGACGCAAAAGAUUGAAGUAUGGUCAAUUGUUCAGGCACUUUACCUGUUUUUGCCAUUUUAUUUUAUAAUUAUGUCCUGUCUGGAUUAUUUACUCAUUUUAUUAUAAUGCAUGACAAACAUUUCUUUGGAAUUGAAACACAAAGCUAGGAUAAAGUGAAAUGUUUUUUAGAAUUUGAAAAGGAUUAUCCAGUUAAAUCACCAGCUUGAAGUUUGCUUGAAGUUGGGAUUAUACUUUCUUUGCUUGGACCUUUUGUGUAAGAAAAAAAAAGAAAUAGAGAGAAGAAAUGGAUACACUGUCCUGGAGUUAUUUAUUGUUUUGCAGCUGCUGCUGAUCCAGUUUCAGAUACAAGCAGGAUGCUCCAGACUGACACGCUGUUGCAUACCUUGUUGUGAACAUGUAUUUGUAAUACCACUCCUCUGUUCUUGUAAAAGUUGUGGAAACUUUUUUUUAAUGCUUUGAAUUCUUACUAGAAAUAACUUUGUUGAGGGAAAACACGGACCGUAACUUAGCAACACAAUCAAAGCCGUGUCAACCCAACUCUUCCACCCAGCUGUCCCUCUCUUGCCAAGGUUAGCAUCCCCACAUCCUCUGUGCCUCCAUCUUUCUCCUUAAUGGCUUAUUUGAUGAUAAUUAACCCUGAAUCCUACAGAGACAGGCCGGUGAGAGAUUGAUGGCCUCGUCGGCCAGCUACACCUGUUCUGCUGCAAGGCUCACAGUUACCAAACCAUGGCCAAAUAUGAGUGCCCUGCAGCCUCGUGUGUCGAUGUCAAAGACAAACACAGGUCCUCCCCAGUGGCCUGGGUGUUCUGUAUGGGGCAACAUUGUGACCACAACCUCUGAUUACUCUCAUUAUUCCACCCAAGGCUGGCUGCUGUGAGGGGGCAUCCUGUGGUCCCUUUUGUCCCAAUUAACUGCACUGUCCGUUAAAAUGUCUAUUCAUCUGCUGCUGCACAUCCUCUCGCAUACAGAUGCUCUGAAUUACCGGAGAGUAUUUUUCAUGGGGGCAGUCCUUUUGUCACUGAAUCCAUUUAGGGAUGGAAACAAGUGCACAUUUGGGAGUUUUGCGCCACAAAGGGACUGUAAUGUUGACAGCUGAAGUGAAAAAGCAGCAGAAGUUCUUUUAUUCUGGCAGUUGUUGCUGUUUUACAGACCUCCAUUUGAUGUGUAAUGACUUAAUACAGACAUUUUUUUCACUCUUUAGUACUUUCUUUUCUGCAUGCAAGCGCAAAAAUACACCAGCACAUGUAGCGCACUUGAUUUUGUUGUCCUCUUCUACUGUGUUAAAAUACUGCUGUUGAAGCAGAUCCCUGUGCCUUGGUUUCCAGGCUUCACACAUGUGUCGACUAUUUCCAUGAACAGAUGUUUAUUCUUCUUUUCCCCACUUUCUUGAGAUGUUCUUCUCUCCAAUAAAUGCAGACCCAGGUCGUUCUCUCAGCAUGUUGGGGUGAAGCAUGAGGCCCCUGUCAUAUUUGCUGCAGAGGGGCUUUCGGGAGUUGGGGAAUAAUCGAAUGCAAGAAAAAGUGUUUAAUUUUUCAUAAACAGAGGAACCACCGAACGCACACAACUAACAAUGUACCCCAAAGCAGAUGUAGAGCGUUUUUAAUUUAUGGAGAACUGAGCGAAAUGGGCAGAUGGAGCAAGAGGAGGUGGAGGCAUGCUGAGGGACUCCACUUUCCUCUCUUCUCACCUCACAAACAAGAGAAGCCUGUGAGCGUGUGCCACAGCGCGCACAAACACACUCCCACACAGCGCUGAAAGACACAAGCGCAUGCACAAAUGCAGACAUGUACCACCCCCACCAUUUACACGCACACUUCCCACUGCAGCCAUCACUUCUACCACACACAAACACACAAACACACUUAUCCUCCCCCCUUAUUUUCAACACAAUCCCACUCUUCCUUGCAGUCCCCGUCCAAACACAUGUACACACAGCCUGCUCCCACAUACACACACACGCACUCACAAACAAAAAUCAUCCCAUUAUUAGCCCCUCAAAGACACACACACACACACACACACAGGCAAAUCCUGAGGGUUCAACUGGACCCGUUUGAGAACAUUCGGUAAUGAACUGCCUCAUGCGCUCUGCAGAAUCUGCAGCAAGUAGACAGGCUUCAUUCUGGUGGGCCAUAUGUAGGUAUGAAUAUGCAUGGGAAUCUGUCAUACAGGCAGCAAGCACUACAUAUAUAUGAUGCCAAAGGUCACCAGUGUGAGGAGAGAAAUUAGCUCUCGGUUGGGCAUUUGGAGACAUGUAAGACUGUGUUUGGAGAGCGUGGGUGGACUGUGAAUCAUGCCAAUGUGUGAAUCUAGUCCUUUGCUCACUUUUAGAGGACAACAUUGAUUGAGAAGUUUGGCUACUUGGUUGUAUUUGUUUUUUUGCGAGAAGUUGAGGAAAAGUGUUAGAGCCAGUUGGUGGGAGCUGAAAAUACACCAAGGUUGCAAUGGUGAUAUAUUGCUCCAAGACUGUGUAUUUACAUUGUUUGCCGCCUUGGCACAAACGUUUAUCAAGCCUUAUUUGCUUUUGUUAAAGAUAAAGUAGUGCUCUUAGUAGAAUAUUUAUGUAACGUUUCAGUGGGGACUUUAAUCUGAUUUAAAACUACAAACCUCUGUAACAGACAGAAUGUAAAUGUAGGGUGUACGAAACUAGAAAACCAAACCCUUUAACUUUGCUGUAUUAAUAGCCUUUUUAACACGAGUAAUGUCAUAGAGUCCUUGGCUUUCAGGGCCAACCACAACUGGACAUCUGCAGGUUUUUGCAGAACUGCUUUGGCUCCAUGUUUCAGCAGCUUGAGAGACACAUUAGCUGCAUUUACAUGGGCACAAACAAUCGGAAUGAAUGCCCAAUUGAAAUAAAAAUGCGUCAUGUAAACAUGUCGAUCGGAAGAUUCUGAUCCAGUUCAGCUCAAUCGGAAAGACAUUGUAUCCCGAUUGAGAGGGGUGGUUUAUACCAAUUGUUCUUCCAAAACCUGUCCAUGUAACACUUUUUCUGAUCGUGACUCUCUUGCCUGACUCGAUCUUCACUCUUUAGCCUUUGGCUUAUUUAUUGAGGUCAGUACAGGAGGUUUUAUUUUUGACACUGGCAGAAAAAAAGAAAAAACACAACCGCAGGUGCCAUGUCUGCUCUUUUGAUAACAUAACAAGGCGUCCGUACAGCAUAAUGAUGUCACAUCUGCAUGCACAGUGCGACCUUUGACAGAACAGUAAAAUAAGUACGCAAGGGCGCCAUCUAGUGACAACAUUUAACAGGGGGGAAACUCCUGAAUUGGAUGGAGUGAGUCACUUCCGCGUUUGUUGGUUUGUUGACAGUACAGGCGUGACUACAACUCUUCUUCUGCGGUUGUUUUAGUGAAAUCAGACAACUCUGCGCAUGUCCAAAUGCUUCUAAUCUGAAUAAAGCUUGGUGUAUGUAUACCCACGUCACGAUCGGAUUAUUUGACUUUGCACCCGUAUAAACAGUGGAUUCAGAUUAUCAGAUCCCUCAAAUUUUUAAUCGGACGAAGAAAUUUUGUCUGUGGCUUUUGACUUGACUGUUUAAGUCUGUUUUGAGUUGCUCUGUGUUGUUGAUAUUUGCUUUAUCAGAAGAAAUCUUACAAAGACAUCAUAAAAAUAACAGAGAGGAGUCAUGUUCUGCUAUCCAACUUAUGACUGCAUUGCUAUUAUUGAACCACAAUCAGUGUAAACAUGCCCUUAAAGACACAUAUUUUAAAAACCAAACAAAUAUAAGGAGAAUGAGAAAGAAAUUUGCUUUUGAGGCCAGUGAAUGAAUGUAACGUACCUGCUCUCUGGGCCUUAUGAUGCAUUCAGCUGAGAAUGUCUUCAGCUUAUAUGAUCAGUGAGCCGUGUGCUAAAAAAGAUCCAAGUUCCCAUGAGAAAGCUAUGCCGUGCCAUGUCCUGCUCAGUCCAUAUCUAGGUUGAAAUUUUUAAUAUGUUUAACGUGAGGAAUAUUUUCAAAAGACCAUCAUAUGAUGAUGUUUAAAAACAAACACACAAUCUCGCCCUAUUGUUAUUGUCUGGUUUUCCAAGUUUUCUUGUACUUUUUUGAAAAUCACAUUUAUGGAGUAUUACAGUUUCUGCCUUGGUCAAGCUUUAUUUAUGUCAUACAUGGUCGAAAAUAAAGAUUGAAAGUCCAUUAUUCCUGAUCUGAUACUCUGUUGAUAUAAAUCUGUAGUACUUUUUCUGCUUUUCUUCUUAAACAAAUGUGCAGAGUUGGAUAUCUGCGCUUUAUUGACAUGAUGUCAGUCAUUUAAGAAAUCUGAGGAUGUUCAUAAUUGUAAGUUGAAGCAGAGUCAAUCACUCUGGCUUUUUCUGCUUUAUAUCUGCACUUUUUAGAUUUAGUUUUUUGGAGUUUGAUUGAACAGCCUCUCUCACGGGUUCUGCUGCUUGAUGUGAUUUUGUUAAAGGAAGAUUUGGCCCUGUUGCGACUGUGUUUUUAUCUCCCCCAAACAUUGUGUCACUUCUGUUUAAACCCAAAUUUUUGCGGUAAAACAUUAAAAGAGGCGAUACUUUUGUGAGCUAAGCUGCAGUUCCAACCAGCACAACUAUCUCCAGCUUGUUAACUAUUUAUUUGCUGUGACAUUAGAGUGCCAUUGUGCUUCACCAAAACACAUGUGUCCCCAGGCACGGCCCAGACGGCCUCACUGUCCCGCAGUUCUCUCUGCUGUAAAUUCCCCACUUAAAAUUUCAUGAUCUCCGCUCGGCAGGAUACCACUUCCAUCAUGAAAGAGUUCUCAAACCUAAUAACCGUUACUACUCUGGUGGAGCCAUCAAAAACCUAUUUGUUUCAACAAAAGCCCCUCUCCCCCCCAUGCAAUGCUGCUGGGUAAUAAUGCCAGAUAGGUUUUAAGGGCAAUGAAUUGUGGAAUUACCAUUUUCUCCUCUCUCUGUCUCUGUCUCUCUCUUCUCCUCUCUUCUCUCUCUAUCUCUCUCUCCCUAGAUCAUUAUAUUAAACACUUAAUUAUUCAUUGGUAAUGCCUGUCAUGGUGAAAUAUUGUCCUCUGCCAAUCUGAAUGCAUCAUACUGCCUGGGCCUGCCUCUCUUCCCGAGGUUAAUGGCACAGCCCUCGCUUGCAUUAGCUUGGCUAAAUGCAGUGCACCUCAUAAGUCAAAGUUCUCUAAGUGAGUGGAGAAGUCAUCACCUCGAGCGCUCUCUUUUUCUUUCUCCUUUUGCACGUGGGUCAGUGAGAUCAUCCUCACAUGGGAGUCCACUCUGAACACACGCACACACACACACAUGCACAUGCUCACAUGUCCACAGUGGAGCUUUAUUGUUUUAUCUGAAGGAUGGUUUGGUCUUGAUAGAGCGCGAGCAGCUGAAUGGGCCUCGCCAUAAGGGCUUUUAAAGGUGAGGGGUGAACGGAUCACUAUUCAUGCAGUGCACUCAUGGACUGAGCAUCCGUAGAUGGCCCCUAUAGGGAACAUAGAGGGUGUUAUGACUAAAUUAUGAGUCUGACAUUAGUCAUUCUAUACCACAGGUUCAAUUUGGACGGACAUAAACAGUAUUAAACAGAUUACAGGAGAUAGUGGUGACAAGGAUCUCUCAGGUCUGAUGUGAAGAUGCAUGGCGUGCUCCUUGUCUUAAUACACUCUGGCGUGCAAUAUUUCUUCUGCAAAUAUGCAGAGCUCACAAAAAUGAUAGUUUUGUGCACUUAAGCAAAUUGCACGUUGAUUACAUCUUCCUGCUAUUGCUGAAAUGAAAUUUAUUUAUCAUUGGUUAACAGGGAAUUUACACGUAAUAAGAAAUCCUUCUGGAAUAAGAAAAAAAAAAAUGCAAACAUUUAGUUGUGUGCCAAUAACGGGAAAUGCUGACGUGUGGGUAAACAUUUUACAAGCUUCGCAGCUUUUCUGUGUGGCAAAUAAAAUGAAUACCGAAAACAAUUAAUUUUAUUUGAAGGGAGGUCAAUCUGUUUUAACCCUCGCUGAAUGAAGUGGCAGAGAAAAGGGGCAAAAAGGAUGCUGGAGAUUAAUACCUUGUCUUAAAAGCCGAUAUGGAUCAUUAUUUUACUGCCUUCUAUUACCUGGUUAAACAUGUAUGACUUGAUGUCAGCACAUUAUUAAAGGUGCCUUCUUGCCCUGAUGCUUACCUCACCACCAGGCCGUCGAGAAAAGAUUGCAGUUAGAAAAAGAACAAGUUAUUGCAAAAAGCUUGCAGUCGUUCUCAUGUGGACCGAUCCUCUCAAAGGACUACAGUAGAUAUGAGCUCACGUGUGAUUAGAUCUGAAUCUGCAGAAAACAUUACAUGGAUUGCACAUCAGUAGUUGCCAAGGAGCAUUCAACAUCUUUAUGCCAAGUAUCACCUGAAUAAUCACCUUUUUAUGAACUCAAAAUUAGUCUUUUGCAUCAAUGAGGGAGGAUCCCUUCCAAAGAGGCUUGCCUUGUUUCUACCAGAGCACAUACCGGACAAACUCUUUGUUCUUAGGGAGUGGCCCUAUGAAAUGCAAACCGAUUUUUUAUGGCGAAAACUUGUACUUAUCUCUACAGCUUCUCGUCCUUGAAGGCUGCUGUCACUUCACCAAUGAGAGGAGUGAGCAAGGGGGCAUUGAUACUGAGAAAUUCAUGCCAGAUAGUGUUAGAUAUUCAAUAUUUGAUUGUUACAACAGACAGAAUAAAAAUCGGAUAUGAUGUUGCUGGUAACAGCUUUAACUCAGUGUUGAGAGCUUACUUGUCCGGACAGAUGAGGCAAAAAGCCACUUCUGCUGCUGAGUUGUUUGCACAUAGUUUUAAAAAGAUCAGCUGUGAGCUAAUGUUUCCUUUUCUUUCAUGAACUCAACCCACAUUUUUUGUCCCCCAACAUCGAACUGAAACUUCUAUCAUAGAUACAAAACUUCUUUUGUUCGUUUCAUCUCUUUUUCAUGAUUAUAAUGGCAUCCUGGUUUUAUCAUACACAUUGUGCUUCCUAUAGAAAAUUGUUUGACAGGUUGUCCAAAAUCAGUUCCAUUCAUGAAGUGUAGCAACUCAGAAAACCGGUGUUUAUCUUUUACUUCCAUACCUUAGAAGCUCAUUAAAAACAGGGAGAGAGGAGAGAAAGUCUCAGGAGGCUGACAAAAAUACCAUUCCUUCAAAUCAUUUGUUUGUUAUUACUUAAUGACUCCUGAAAUCCAACAGCACAUUUGGGUGAUGGAAUUUCUGACCUUCACUUCACAGUUGACUCUCCUCACUGUAGAGCUCAUUAGUGAACCAUCUAAUCUCAUUAGACGAUGCCGGGGUAAGGUGGCACUGUGACAAAGUAACCAGCCUCUCUCUCUCUCUCUCUCUCUUUCCUGUCUCUCUCUGUGGUUUGGACCAGGAGCAGAAAACAGGUGUGGGAGCGGGCGUGCGAGUCUGGGGGAGGCGGAGCCCUCGCUAACCCUUCUCCUCUAAUUGCCGUGGAUGCCAGUAUGCUCGCUAUCGGCUGCCUUUCAUAACAGUUGGUGUUUGGCAAGAGGCUUUUAUGUUUUUUUUAGCUGAUGCUUUGCUACUUAUUGUGUCUCUGUCAAAGGAAUACUUUUUGCAUCCUUAGUUGAACUGAAAUGUGUGUGUCCCCGGUGGAUGUGGAUGCCAACUGCUCCAAGACACAUUUCCAGUCAAACAGCCACUUUUGAAACUUCCAGCAACAAUCUGAUGUUGAUUUAGCAUCUUUCAGUAACUAUUUACAAGAAACUUCUGCACAUAGAGAAAAAGACAGAGGCACUGCGGCGCAGCUGUGGGGAUUUAACAAUGUAUGAGCAGUUCGACAGACUCACUAGCUCUGUCAGCUUUAGGCAUAUAAGGCUAGUUAUUUCCAUGUUGAUGACAAAGAUAAUCAAGAAUUUCUUGCUUUAACACAUUUAAGUCUUAAAUCAUUCAUAUCCAUUUCGGGUGCAUUAUACUCAAGCUUUGUUCCAGAGUUGAAUCUAACAAAAGCAAUGAAUAUCUACUGCCCCUCAUUGAUAAUUUUCAGUCGCUCCAAACUUGAAAUUUACUCCUCCAUCUGCACAUUCUCUCUGCCAGGCUCAUAAUCCACAUCAUGUGGAGCCAUAUUUAUCGUCGCAGCUUAUUUAAAUAAUCACCGUCACGUCAGCGAACAUUAUGGCCCUCCGUCAAGGUAAUAACACAUUGUCAGUGCUGUUGGGAAGCAAAUAUUAAACCAUAGAUCAAUGUUUAACAAUGCAUAAUGGACUGGAUCUGCAUGUUCCCGAUUCCAUUUCAGCUGGCCCUCGGCUAUAUUAGAAUAAUUUAAUGCUCCAAAUAAUAUGAAAAAAGCUGUUGUUAUUAUUGCUUUUUUGAUGAAUAGUUAAGGGGAAUCAGUGUUACAUGUUUUACAGAAUAUGAGGUUGUUUGCAUGUGACAGUUGUUUGACUGUGAUGUUAGGGAGCUCUUUGCCUGCAUUGAAACGCAAAGUGUGUAAAGCAAAUACAAACUUUGUAUAAAUCAUUCUCUUUGAUACAUGUAUGAAUGUGUGGGUGCGAUACGACAUUUUUCACAUGGAAUAAUAGAGGUUUUAAAGAGAGGAUAGGUUUUAUUUUCUUGGUUAUGUCAAAUUCUGGGAAUUUCCACCAUCUCAAAUAUUAUUGUAUAUAAAAAGGUGUAUUGUUUAUUAAAACUUUUGCAGAUAACUAAAAAAAACUUGUAGAUCAAUGCCAAUAUAACAAUCUUCAAGUUGACAAAUGCCACACUUAAAGCUCCUGUGAGGAACUUCCAGAUUUAGACAAAGUGGCCUUUGCUAUUCUUUACUUUUGUAUGAUUACGUCAUGCCUUUUGACUGAAAAUCUCAUAUUGACGACUUUUAGAAGACAAAUGUAUAUUUUGCGGUUAGUAUUUUAAGCUGAGAUUGUAAAACAAAGCUGUUUUUAGCCUCUUGUUUUGCACCUAACCCUUCAACCCAAUUUGAGUCAUUAGAAGUUAAAAUAUAUAAACUGUCUAUAUUGUUGCUAAUGAUCUUGUUUCCUUUUGUUUAUCAUAAAACAUGAUCAAUACAAAUUUUAGUCUGUUUUAUAAAUGUUAAAAAAAUCCAUACAGGAGCUUUAAAUAAGGCAAAAAAAAUACCCUGAACCUGGAGCAGGUUUUCUGCUAUCAUUCUGUGCUCACUGGCUGUGUGUCCAAAUAGGGUGUUAUGUUUAACUCACUGUUUUUUUAAUCUGGCAUCAAUUGCUGUUAACUAAAACAUUUAUUUAUUUAUGAUAUGCUUGUUUUGUUUAGAACAAUAGUCUAUUGUAGCUCAGAGUGCUAAAUCUCAGAGCCUAUGUGUGAAAACAUUUGCUAUAGUUUUUCUCUACUGUAUGCAUACAGUUGGAGAUACACAGACAUGACUCGCAUAAAAAGUAUUUGUUAUGAAAUCUAACUGGUGGCUGAAGUUUUGUAGGGGUCACUGAAACUUCUCAACAGCGAAUGAUCAACACACAGCAGCUAAUGGUGAGAAAACAAAAGAUUAGAAAGAAAAUCGGCACCAGAGCUGAUAUAACUAACUUUUAAGUAUCAGUUACAUGCAGCUGUUGCAGAAUUAGCAUCACUAUCAUUUCUUUAAAGUUAGAUUUCUGGUCAUGCUGUGUAAAGAGCUUUGAACACAGUAUUUCUGCUGACUGACUACACCAAGGUUUCGUAAUCCCAUGUGGGUUGGACCUAUAACUAUAUUUAGUAGUUUCAGGUGCACUCACACACACUCACAAAAAAUACACACUCCCUCAUCAUGGCUUGGUGGUGAUUCUGCUCGAGGUUCAAUGAACCAUCAGUUGGAAAAUCUCCCCGGUUGAUCCUGACUCAGUGUGUAUUGGGUGCCUGGCCUGCGGCGCUUGCCCCAGGGAUUCCUUCCUGGAUCAGCUGUUGCUAGCUGAGCCAGCAGCUAACAGAGCCCUGGGGAGCUCCAGGUGGGUCUGAUUAGCUCUCCACGGAAGAGAGGGGUCAAGGGAAGGCGUCUUGGGUUACCUUGGUGGGGAAGAAAGGGAAACGAGUAAGGAGGAGGGAGAGGAGGAGGGAAGGGAAAUGGGUGGUUGCGGGGAAGCAAGCAGGGAAUUAGACACAUGUCGGUCGAGGUCUCAAUUUUCUCGCAAUCAGCAAGACACCUGGCCUCGUCUUAAUUGGUCAGAAUACCUCAUCUAAUCCAUCGCCUGUCCUCCUCGAUGUCUGGAGCCUUCUAAUCUCGACUCGGUGCUGAGGCCAAUGGACAAAAGACAGGGAUGAAAAAGGGGCCUCCCUUUGAGGACUAAUCCAAUUAGAUAACUGUUAGAAACCGUGAGUAGAGUUUUACAUCCUUAAAAAGUAGACACAAACUCUGGGGACCUCUGUGACCUCGGAGAAUACCAUCUUGUUAAGAGUCACAGCAGGGACCCCUGUGCUCUUGUACUGCUCUCCCUGUGUUUCUAUUUUGUGUGCAUGUGUGUUUAUUUGAAGAGACAGUCUGUGAAAUUAAUGGUCCUGACUCGUAUAUCAGCAUCUUAUCCCAGUCUGAGUAGAUCAGCAUCCGAAAGGUCUCUCCUGAUAGUUAUGAAAUAGAGCUUCUGUUUGCUCUGGGUUUAAACUUAAUUAACUCUUUAAUGCUCUUAUGUAAACACAACAAAACAAAAUAAAAACAAAACAACACAAGAACCACACUUGCAUGUAAAAAUACAGAAACUGCACUGCGGGGACCUUUUCUGAUUUAUUCAUAUUUGCAAAAUCCUGAUUGCCGUAGGUGAUAUCCUUACUUGUAAAUACAUGAAUAUGAAUGACUGCUUUUCCAGACAUGCUGUGACUUACAUAUUUCCCACACACCUCCUGUUUUUAUUCAUGCAGAAAGAGGCUCCGUUCUUCUACCACAUGAGCAGUUUCAGUUUGUCGUAACACAUCGAGGAGCAGUAAACUUGUGACGCUCUCUGCCAAAGUUGCGCGGCCAUCAGAGACCGCCCCUAAAUGUUUGCCAAAGAAGGGCAAUGGCUGUCCCCUCGUAAUACCCCCAUAAUGUCUCUGCAUAGUGAUCAAACAAUGAAAUUUAAUCAGUGGCCUCCAGUCUACUUCCCAUAAAAAUGUGUUCUCUAAUAUAAAGUUCAUUUCUAUGAAUAUUAAAGCAGCAUAUCAUCUGUUGAAUAUUUCAUUUGAUCUCCGCCUUUAAUAAUGCAAAAUGAGGAAUAGAACAUUUGCCCCUUUUUUCCUAUAGAUGAUGACUUUGUCCACUAUUGUAUAUAUCACAUAUUGCAUUACAUUUCCUGGUAUAUAGGUGUAGUAAAGAAAUGGAACUCUCUGAUGUGGAUAUUACCCCAAAGCUUUGGGCGAUUUUCCUGUCGUUGAAACGUAGUAAAGCGAAAUGAUAAAGCUUUGAGUAAAUGUCUGAGCUUGACACCUGCUCUCUUUGAAAUGUCUGUGGAAGUUAACUUUGACUUUUCUACGUGCUGAAGAGGUAGCGGAAGAAAUAAAGAUGCUUGGAUAGUUGCGUAAGGGCUGCAUGAGCUUGCUGCACACACUUAGACUGAUUAUCUAGUGUAAUUGUGCAACAUUAUAAGGAUGCAAAUGAAGUGUGUAGACAUGGCAACCCUGUAGGAAAAAGCCUUGAGGCUGUCUCCCCUUUGUUUCCUGCCCCUCUCAGCCACGUUCUAAUUGUAUUAUCCCCAUCAUUUUAGUUAUUUGCUUCUCGGCGUCCCUGCUCUGAAUGUCUUUGUAUGGCGCAGUCAUCAAGGUGAUAAUUGCGUUGCCAGUCCCCAGUAAGAGACAUUCUUAAUUAUUUCAGCAUUAGGCGGUAGUUAUACAGGCUAUUAAUGCUUGACUUCGCAAUUAUAUACUUUGUUUGAUUGCCUUUUAUCAGCGGGAUACAAUGGGCUUAUUUGCAGCUGACAAGAGGAACACCACAGUUUUAUGCAAAAGAUAAGUGAUGUGACAUUCCCUGUAUGGCUUCCAUUCACAUGCAAACGCCGCAUGUUGCGUUGAAGUGCUUUUAAUCUCGCAAACAUCCCACACAUGAAAAUAGUUGCAUAGAAAUCGUUUGGACUCGGAAUGAGCUGUCAAGCCAUGAAAAGAAGUUUGGGUCAGUGCGUGCUUUUGAAGGCUUGAUUUGCCAGUCUCCUCCUUUUAAAAUCUCCAAAGUCAUUAUCCAGUUUGGUCUGGAUUGUUGACACCUUCUUUGGAACACGUGUUUCUCGCUCAUAUGGAUCGCCGGAGUGCCUCGCUUUUUAUGUGCUGAGGACUUGUUUGACCCUUUGUACUUCAUUGUUAACUGAUGUGGUUUUUCUGUAUCAUUCCUCGACUAUCUGCACUCUUGGUAACAGUAACACACUUAAAAUAUGUUGCUAAUAAGUGACAUUAGAUUUAACAUGCUGCUUUAUAAUUCGAUUCAGGCCUAAUUACACUGUGGUAUCCACCUGGCACUCGCCCCCACUACCACAUUCCUCUGUCUUUAAAGUCUUGGCCCAGGCAUCAAAGCUGCCUGCUUUUGAUGAUAUUUUGGCAUUGGUCUGUGUUGGCUGCAACUUAAAUGGGAUUAGAGUGUUGCCCGUUAAAGCAGGCCACUGCUCUUCAUCUCAGCCUAACAGAAUAUUAUGAGUACUUUUCAAUGUCAGACUUGAAGGCAGAAAUGUUGCAUAUUCAAGGAAACAGCAGAACAGCCAAGGUUUCUACAUUUGUCUUUUUUUUUUUUAUACCACCCAUUCUUUCCACCCAUAUGUGCUCGGUUUGUCUCAACCCACAUUCCCCAAAGAGACCAGUCCAGCUCCUGGCGGGUCCAAUACCCCUUAACCAAAGGCUCCCUGCUUUCCAAAGUGAAUGAAAGUUAAAUUAGGUUAAAUAUUAGAAAUCAGCACAUCGGAUGUCCAAGUCAAAAAACAAACUUUCUUCUUGACACCUGAUUACUUUAAUGCAGAACAGGCAAGUGGAGAGUCAAAUCAUGUUUUUUAAAUGAAAGCAAAUUCAGUACACACUGUUCACAGAUGUUCAUUUACAUUGUUUGUUAGCAGCCAAUUCAUUACUUAUUCUGUUUUUAAUUAUUGUCUGUAACUGCCAGGCUGUGAUGGUUUCUGGCUGAGUGUUGAUCCAUGAUGAGACUGGAGCAGCCCACUACUGCAGCAAAAUGAACUUCCUUUUAAUGAAACUGGAAGAAAAUAAAACAAAAAACAAAUAAAAUAUUCAUAAUAAUGAUAAAAAAUAAAGCUACAUUAAGCCAGUUUUGAUCACAGACAGAAAGAAAGAAAGGAAGACACCAACAAGCUCAAUGCAAAAUCAUGGACUGCGUAAAACUCAGAGGUAGUCUCAGUGGUGUCGUUGGUCUCGAGUCUUGAUCACUUUCUAUUAGGGAGGUCUGGAUUGGAUAUUGAUAUUGGAUACCAGCAUGAAGAAUCUCCAAUAUCAGCUCUCCGAUACAAGAAGUCCAUUCCAGACUCCGGGCCAGCACCUCUGACUGGCACCUCUACCCACGCAGAGCACAUGUAAUCACAACAAUAGUGUUUACUAAGGUACUAACAAAGUAGCAAGGAGUAGGAGUGAUUUAGGCCAUGUGGCAGUAUCUUUGUUUAAGUCCAAAAAAGACGUUGUAAAACUUGUCAUGCACAAGUUUUUGCCAAUAUUGGAUUAAUAUCUGUAUUGGCCAAUACUGAUAUCGGUAUCAUAUCAGAUGUAAAAAAGUUGAAUCGGGACGACCCUGCUUUCUAUGUUAGAAAUGCUGACUGAGUCUAACUUUUACUCAACUUGAAGGAAAGCAAAGAAAAAUGCCACAGAACUUCCACUGAUCAGUCAUUUCAGCCAUUCCCCUUUUUGUAUGUAACUCAGAACCUUAAAGUCUUUAAAAUUAAUUAAUUGUGAAAUAAAAUUGAUUUAAUCAGUUACAGAAAAGUGAUAUUGACAAGCACUGGAGUGUUAAAAAUGUUGACCACUGUAGCAGGAAGCACUGUUUACAAAGUUCCUAAUAAAAGCCGACAAUGAUGGUGUUUUUUUUUUCACUUAGACUCAAAACUAAAUCUAAGUUUCCUUCACUUUUUGAACUUAUUAAUUUCAAGGUUGGCCUAUACCUGAACAAAAAGCCAUGGCAUGGUUUGUCUACUUUAUAUAUAUAUAUUGGGCAAACAUACUCAGUGUGCAUUUCAUAUAUAAGGCUCCUCAUGCUAAUUUUUAUCAAAACUCAUCAUUCAGGUUGUCAACAUGUUUUGUUCAUAGUUUUAAUUGAUGGACGAAGGGUCCAAAUAGGCUAAUCAGAAAUGAAAUGAUUUCAUAGCAAUUGUUAUGAAACGCAUAAUAUAUUUAUGAAACAAUUAAUAUGACUUAUUAUUCCCAAGCUCUCUGACUAAUCACCCAGUUGUGUUGAAUACCUGAUUCUGAUUGGUCAAAACCCCCUGACACCUCUUUGACAACAGUUAUUAACUCUGCAUCAUAAGAGCAACACCAGAAACAACCAGAUCACACACAUGAUUUGAUAAAUCAAUAUGUGAGUUUUACUUCUGCUUGUUGACACUGAGGCAAAAUCAUUAAAUGAACAACAAGAAUAUUUGAGACUUUUUUUUUUUUUUUUAUUGCAGACGCUCUCUUAUGGACUCCGAUUGCUUGCUGGCCUCUUCUCCGACACUAUUAUUUUUAAUUGGACUUAUUAUUAUUUCUAUUGACUCAUUUUAUGACUGGAGAGGCACUUCAUUCAAAGAGAGCAGUCGCCUCGGC